Messenger RNA from Podarcis lilfordi (Lilford's wall lizard), 67375 nucleotides. Lineage: Eukaryota; Metazoa; Chordata; Lepidosauria; Squamata; Lacertidae. The record is from the annotation of a GenBank genome assembly.
UGCAGCCUCAGGCAGAGCAGCAGAACUGUCCACUCUGCACGGCUACAGCCCAGAGAUGGCAUCUGGGAAGAGGGUGCCUCUCUGGCUGGCAUGCUUCGGAGCUCUGGUGACUCUGAGCCACGGCGCUCCAAGGUGAAUAUGUUGGGCAGGGACGUGGGUUUGCCAGUCCCCAGUCCCCUUUCUGACUCCUGUCUCAAGAAUAGCUUCUGUUUUUCUGCAUGGGCUUUAAGAACGACCUGGCAAACAGAAGUUCAACAGGUGAAGGGUGGGGUGGGUGUGUUGCAUCCUUGCUUCGCAAACAGUUACCUGUUGAAGUUUUGCCUGUUGCCCAGGUGUCAAAGGCACAGGAAAAGUGGCAAUGCUUGCUCUGUUCAAAGGCAUCUGCACGCUCUCGGUAAUUCGGCUGUCUGCUUGUUUCAGUUAUUUUAACCAUGUCGCAGUCUUAGGGUGCAAUUCUAUGCUCCCUUACCCAACCAAUUGGGCUGCUAUUGGCAUGUUAUUGGUCCUCAAUGGAGAAAGACAAGUUGUUACAAUCUCAGGAAAUAAAUAUUAAUUCGCAUGCAUUGCCAGUGAUUAAGCGGCUGGCUCUUCUUCUUUAAAAUGGAUUGCUUAUGAAGGAUUUGGUUUUAUGUUAAUGAACUAUUUUAUGCAUGAUAUAAGUUGAUGCAAUUUUUAUGCAGCAAAUGAGGUUUUAUGCUGAACUUCAAGGGAGGUGGGGGAAAUGUCAUAUAAUAGUGUUAUCUAAGCAUCGGCUGCUCUCGAAUGUAGAAAAUAAUUUGUUUCCCCUCCAAACUUGUCAAGUAUUGCUAACUUUGAUUAAUACGUUAUUGUCAAUUUUUGUGAUUAGAUUUAUUUCACAGGAUAGUAUGUAAUUCUGAGGGCUAUGGAGUGCAAUCUUGGGCAUUUUACUCAGAAGGAAGCACCACUAAAUUCAAUGGGAUUUUAUCUCAAGUAACCGCAGGAAAGGUUACAGCUUAGCUAAAUUCUUUUCGGGAGCCUCCAUAGGGUCAGAAUUUUGUGGGAAAGAUCCAAGCCCAUGCUCCCAGGGUGAUAUUCCGUGUUAGUGCUACUCAGAGUAAACACAUCGAAAUUCAUGAAGGUGACUAACUUUUAGUAAUGGGUGCACUCUGAGUAGCACUUGGAAUCACAGAAUUGUAGAGUCAGAAGGGACUCUGAGGAUCAUAGAUAGAUAGAUAGAUAGAUAAUUUAUUACGGCCAAAGACCAGCUCACGUAACAUAACACAAUAAAAACAGCGUUCAUAAAGAUAAAAUAUACAAUCGGAGCAGAUUGCAGCCAUAGCUCAUGAGUUAAAAUUGAGAUAUAUACCUACACACGUACAACUGAGAUUUGGGCCAUAGCUGUCAACGUUCCCCUUUUUUUAAGGGAAAUUCCCUUAUUCCGAAUAGGAAAAGGGAAAAGUUGACAGCUAUGAUUUGGGCUACCCUGAGGAUCAUCUAGUCCAACCCCCUGCAAUGCAGGAAAAUCCCCAUAUGGGGAUCGAACCUGCAAGCCUGGCAUUAUCAGAACCACACACUAACCAGCUGAGCUAUCCAGACUGAACAUAAACCUUAGGUCUGCACCAUUAAAGUGGAUUAAUAAGCUCUGUUGCUGUAGGACAAUACAUCCUGUUAAAAAGGGGGAACCUGCCUUCUUGUGGUUUAUAAAGCAUCGGUUUGUGCAGAGCCAUCAGCAGAUUGGUAUGUGCCUUUUUUUCUUUUUCUUUUGCAGAACCAGCAAAAAAAGAGUGCUGUUUACACACACACACUUUUAUUAUUUGAAGCGUUUUCUUUUAAAAGUGAUAGUUUGUUCAACUCGGGAAUUCCCCAGCUCGUUAUAUCUAGAUGGCGUUAAGGAAACAACACUCUGUGGAAGGCUGCCAAUAUAAAUAUUGCGAAAGAAUGGAAAUUUGUUCCCACUUUGAAAUCUUCUUCUUUGUUGCUUGUGUUUUGAUUAUUUAUCAGGGAAGGAACAGGGUUAGGCCAGAAGCUCAGACACAAACAGAACUGGGGGGAGUCGGGUCAGAGGCCUAUGCUCAAUUUCCUGGGAGUAAGCACUCUGCUUCUGAUACACUCCACCUUCCUACCCACUUCUAUCAUGAAUCCUCUUUCUACAACGGUCUAACUGGGCCGACUCUACUUUCUUUCCCCACUCAAGAAACCCACUUUUGCCGCAGUCCCUCCCCUUAAGGUUAUAUCUAAAUAUAGGGGUGCCAACUUGAAUAAAAUAUUGUGGGUCAGGUAAGGCCCGCCCCACAGAAUCCAUCACAUGACACAGUGCACCCACACUAUUUGAAUGGGAAUACCCAUUAACUUUGUGGGGACUCAGCCCCCUGAAUAUUUUAUUGGGGGGGCUGAAGGCCCCAUUCAUAGGAGUUGGCUCCUAUGUCUCCAUACCCUCUAACAUUUCUCCAAUGAAAAUAGGGACGUCCUAUAUGAUAAUAUUGGGCGCCGAUCAAACAUCAAGCAUUAAAAUACUUCCCUAUGCAGGGCUGCCUUCAGAUGUCUUCUAAAGGUUGUAUAGUUACUUAUCUCCUUGGCUUGGGGCGGCGGGUCACAUAACUCCAUACCUUCCAACAUUUUUCCAGUGAAAAUAUGGGCCUCCUACCACACCACCAAUCAGAAGGUCGGCGGUUCGAAUCCCCAUGACGGUGUGAGCUCCUGUUGUUUGGUCCCUGCUCUUGCCAACCUAUCAGUUUGAAAGCACAUCAAAGUGCAAGUAGAUAAAUAGGUACCACUCUGGCGGGAAGGUAAACGGCAUUUCCAUGCACUGCUCUGGUUCGCCAGAAGCGGCUUAGUCAUACUGGCCACAUGACCCAGAAGCUGUACGCCGGCUCCCUCGGCCAAUAAAGCGAGAUGAGCACUGCAACCCCAGAGUCAGUCACGACUGGACCAAAUGGUCAGGGGUCCCUUUACCUUUACCACACCCUCCCAACAUUUAUUUGAUGAAAGUAGGGACAUCCUAAGAAAAAUCUGGACAUUUCAGGGUCAAAUCAGAAACCGGGACAGCUUCUGUAAAUCCAGGACUGUCCCUGGAAAAUAGGGACACAGAGGAUCUGUAUCUCUCUUUCGCAAACACACACAUACAUUUCUUCUUCUUCUUUGGCGAUCAUUCGUAGCCAAGUAAGAUUGUCUUCCAUAAACACAGUUUUAACAAUGAGUCCGUAAGUGACUGUGGAGACCGGUUCUGGACCCACAUGUCCUUCCACACUGGGGACAUAGGUUUCCAGGCGGGAGACAAUCACAGUGCGGAUUUGCCAAGCGUGCCUUCCUCUUAGCACGUUUCUCCCUUGCGUCCUGAGUUCGAGUGUCUUCAAAGCCCAUGACACCUUUGGUAAAGACUGUUCUCCAACUGGAGUGCUUGCAGGCCAGUGUUUCCCAGUUGUCUGUGUUUAUACUACAUUUUUUAAGAUUUGUCUCGAGACAGUCUUUAAACCUCUUUUGUUGACCACCAGCAUUACGCUUUCCAUAAACACACAGAGGAAGAACACGCACCCCUCCCUCCCAGACCCACAUGCCUACAUUAGGGUUGUUGUAUUUCAAAAAGUGAAAAUCAGGACCGAGUUGUUUAGUUACUUUUUUGCCCGAAGUUGUUCAGGUCCUUUUGGUUGAUUUUUUUUUUUAAGGGGAACCAAAGUUGUUUAGCUUUUUUUUUAGUUGAAGGUACAAUAAUUUUUGAGUUUUGAAGCUUUUAAAAGGCAUUUUUGGCACGAUUUAACCCCCGUUGCUGGUUUUCCAGGACAUUUGCCCGAUUUCCGAAAAAUAAUCCAAGAUGCCAUUUUUGGAGGCGAAUUCCAGGACAUAUCCUGGACAAUGAGGACAUAUGGCAGUCUUAGCAUACAUACCCUUUCUCCUUCCUUUCCCCCCCCCUUUCUCUCUCUCUCUCUCUCUCUCUCUCUCUCUCUCUCUCACACACACACACACACACACAAAUAGAACUUGCUUCCCUCUGCCACUCAUGUGCUUGCCUGCCCAGGCUGUUAUUCACAUUCACAGUCUAUGCCGUAUAAUAUAUAAAUGAGCGUAUGAAGAAUCUGCCAAUGACCCACCUGGUCCAGCAUCCUGUUCUCACAGUGGCCAAGCUUCUUAGAGGCUUUUGCUGUUAAAUCCUAUUAAAUAUUUUUCUUAAAAAAAAAUAUUGAAAAAGAAAAAAAUAAUGCAUGCCAACACUAUGCAUCUGUUUGUUAUGAUCAUAUUUGUUAUAUAUUUGUUAUAUGAUCUAGUUUGUUCCUCCCUUCCCUCAGAGCCUUUUCUUACCUGUCGCAGCUUGCAAAAGUGUUUGGCAUUUUCAGAGCCGCAUGAAGAAUGGCUGCAGGAAGGAAAUAGUGGGGCCAACACUGUUACUAUAUCUCUGCCCACUUUGCAGGUUGCUGAUGGUAGCGCCCAGCGUGGUGACGGUGGGGGUGGAGGUGCCGAUCGCCCUUCAGGUAGAAGACGCCCCUCCAGGCGGGCUGUCAGGCACCGUUUAUUUCCAGAAUGAGUAUACCAGGAUACUAUGUUCCCACGAAGUGCGCUUCAAUGUCGGGCCUGAUAUACAGAAAGUGACCUUGAAGGUAGGAGAUGCUGCUGCCCUCGAGAGAUAAUUCCUGGUUCUAAGCAUUCGUCAACACCGGCAACUCCUAGAGCUACCUGGAGCCCAUUGAAACUGAUUGGGCGGAAGGCAAGGAUGCCAACACUAGGGGGAGCCAGAGCCAAAAAGAGGCAGAGUGUUUUGCACAAGCAAGACCUUUUGCCUCUCCCCACUGUCUCACCCCUUUCUCGUUUUCUCAGGUGACCCCCGAACUUUUUAGGCAAUGUGACUUGACUCGCCUUCGGCGGGAAGGCUACAUCCAGCUUGUGGCCCGCAGCCCUCAGCUCUCGAACGGGGUUCAAAGCCUCAACCUGCGGUGGACGGCCCGGAAAGGGUACCUGCUUCUGCAGACCGACAAGCCAAUCUACACCCCUCGGCAAAAGGGUGAGUCCAACGCCUUGAGCAUUUUGGCCUUGCUCAGCUGACGUUUUCCAUUUGCAGGCAUGCACCCUUAAAAAACCCACGAGGCACCCGAAAGAAAAGCUCAGCCUGUGCACACGCUAUAUCGAUAAUAAUAAUAAUAAUAAUAAUAAUAAUAAUAAUAAUAGUUGUUGUUGUUUAGUCGUUUAGUCGUGUCCGACUCUUCGUGACCCCAUGGACCAGAGCACGCCAGGCACUCCUGUCUUCCACUGCCUCCCACAGUUUGGUCAAACUCAUGCUGGUAGCUUCGAGAACACUGUCCAAUCAUCUCAUUCUCUGCCGUCCCCUUCUCCUAGUUUGGCGGAGAUGGAAAAAUCUUUCCCAACAUCAGGGUCUUUUCCAGGGAGUCUUCUCUUCUCAUGAGGUGGCCAAAGUAUUGGAGCCUCAGCUUCAGGAUCUGUCCUUCCAGUGAGCACUCAGGGCUGAUUUCCUUAAGAAUGGAUAGGUUUGAUCUUCUUGCAGUCCAUGGGACUCUCAAGAGUCUCCUCCAGCACCACAAUUCAAAAGCAUCAAUUAUUCGGCGAUCAGCCUUCUGUAUGGUCCAGCUUUCACUUCCAUACAUCACUACUGGGAAAACCAUAGCUUUAACUAUACGCACCUUUGUUGGCAAGGUGAUGUCUCUGCUUUUUAAGAUGCUGUCCAGGUUUGUCAUUGCUUUUCUCCCAAGAAGCAGGCGUCUUUUAUUUUCGUGACUGCUGUCACCAUCUGCAGUGAUCAUGGAGCCCAAGAAAGUAAAAUCUCACUGCCUCCAUUUCUUCCCCUUCUCUUUGCCAGGAGGUGAUGGGCCCAGUGGCCAUGAUCUUCGUUUUUUAUUAUUAUAAUAAUAAAUAAAUAAAUAAAUAAAUAUAUUAUUUAUACCCCACCCAUCUGGCUGGGUUUCCCUAGCAACUAUAAAGCCCAUCUUUCCCCUCACAGUUAAUUCUGGGCAUUGUCAUCUGUUACCGGUGGCUGUGAAUUGUAACUCUGUGAGGGACAAGACAACAGCGCCUACAAUUCUUUGAGGGAAAGCUCAUAGAUAUACUAUAGAAUCAUAGUGUUGGAAGGGACCCCGAGGAUCAUCCAGUCCACCCUGUGCAAUGCAGGAAUAUGCAGCUGUCCCAUACGGAGAUCGAACCUGCAACCUUGGCGUUAUCAGCACCACGCUGUAGCCAACUGAGCUGCCCAAUUAAGAGUGUGCUUUCAGUGCCCGAGGCUGCAUACACACCAAAUAUUUAAAACACAUUGUCCCCCACCCACCUCAAAAAUCCUGGGAACCGUAGUUUGCUAAUAAUAAUAAUAAUAAUAAUAAUAAUAAUAAUAAUAAUAAAUUUUAUUUAUAUCCCGCCCUCCCCAGCCGAAGCCGGGCUCAGGGCGGCUAACAACAAUAAAACAGUACAAAAGUACAGCACAAACAACACUCUAAAAUCAUUCAUUAUAAAAUUAAUUAAUUCAAGCCACUGGCAACCAUUGGGCCAGAGCUCCGCGAAGAUUGCCGAGGGAGGGAGUCAGGCUGUGCCCUGGCCAAAGGCCUGGUGGAACAGCUCUGUCUUGCAGGCCCUGCGGAAAGAUGUCAAGUCCCGCAGGGCCCUGGUCUCUUGUGACAGAGCGUUCCACCAGAUCGGGGCCACGGCCGAAAAAGCCCUGGCUCUAGUUGAGGCCAGCCUAACUUCUCUGUGGCCUGGGACCUUCAAUAUGUUUUUAUUUGAGGACCGUAAGUUUCUCUAUGGGGCAUACCAGGAGAGGCAGUCCCAUAGGUACGAGGGUCCUAGGCCGUAUAGGGCUUUAAAGGUUAAAACCAGCACCUUAAACCUGAUCCUGUACUCCACCGGGAGCCAGUGCAGCUGGUAUAGCGCCGGGUGAAUGUGAUCUCGCAGCGAAGACCCUGUAAGGAGUCUCGCUGCAGCAUUCUGCACCCGCUGGAGUUUCUGGGUCAGUCUCAAGGGCAGCCCCACGUAGAGCGAGUUACAAUAAUCCAGUCUGGAGGUGACCGUCGCGUGGAUCACAGUGGCUAGGUCAGGGCGAGAGAGGUAAGGAGCCAACUGCUUAGUUUGGCGGAGAUGGAAAAAUGCCGCCUUUGUUGUAGCUGCAAUCUGCGCCUCCAUGGAAAGGGAGGUGUCGAAGAUUACACCCAAACUCUUAACGGACGGUGCUGGCGCUGGCUAAGGGUGCUGGGAAUUCUAGGGGUUCUUAUGGGUUCCAGACAGGGCCGUCUUAAGCCUAUCUGGCGCUGUGGUGCAAAGAUCCCUCUGGUGCCCCCCUAGCAACUACAAAACAAGGGAGGGGGCGGUGGAAAAUGUCCUCUGCCUUCUCCACCACCCUGAUCCCCGGCGUGGUGGCGGCGGCGAUCAAGCAGGAGAAGGUGCUGGUGGACAUGCUCUCCAGCGUCAGGAGUUGGCAUGGCGCAGCUGGGGGGCAUGCAGGGAAAGGGGCAAAGCCGCGAAGCUCCUCCAGUUGCUAGGGCGCCCUUGAGAAGCUGGCGCUCUGGCGCAACGAACCACUAAGCCCUAUGGGAAAGAUGGCUCUGGUUCCAGGAUUCUUAUGGUUGAGGGAGAUUACUUUAAAUUCAUAGCCUGGUGUGCAGCCUUGGAACAGCAGCCAAGUGUGCUGCGUACAUUUGGGGCUCAUCCAAGGAUCCCACUGCCUAUGCUGCUGUUCUGUACUUAGAGGAGGAGCAGCCUUUCCCAACCUGGUGCCCUCAAGAUGUUUUGAACUCCCAGGUCAGCCCCAGCCAGCACAACCAUGGCUGCCUUCGGGCCCCACCCUCUCCCCACCAGACACCCCCUUUCUACAGUUUUGUGAUUCCUUAUUGCCUUAUCCAACACGGCACUGUGAGAGAACUGCUUCUAUCGCGGCACGUGGGUUGGGGAACAAAGACCCAUCUCGCAGAAUCCUUUGCCAAAACCCAUAGCCUGACUCAAUAUUGUCCUUUUCGCGUACACGGCAACGUCUAUUUAUGUGGCUCCAAAGGUGAAAUAGCAAAGUCCUGUUUGCUCCGCACCUCGCGUUUCACGCCCAACCCUGUUCGAUUGCUUCUCAGCCUUUGUAAGCAAAGCCCUGCGGAGUCCCACACCUGCACACAAACACACAAACACACACACACACACACACACACACACACACAGGGAAUGUGGCUGCCAAGUAACCGCCAAGGCCGAAGCCAGUACAUAAUACUCUGCAAAGGCAGCAGCUUAAGUUAUCAAUGUAACUGUGAUACAAAAGCAACCACACUUUAGAGUAGGAUUAAGCAGUUUAAGGUGCAGUGCCAUCCUUAUAGCCACAAAGAGAUUUCUUCCCCCUCUUGUGUUGCUGUAUAGGGAAGUUUUUAAUGUUUGAUAUUUUAUUAUGCUUUUAUAUGUGUUGGAAGCCAGCUGGGGCAACCAAGGCUGGAUAUACAGCGACCUAUUUAACGUUAUUAGAACAAUAUUAGAUAUAUCGUUCUAAAACGUCACAGGGCAUACUUGUAAAUUAAAAGUGUUUCUUACCUUGUUUUCUCUGUAAAAACAUUGUUUUCUUGCUGCCAAUUCCUGGUUGCUCUGCAGCGCUCUCUGUUGUCACAUUUUAAUGACGCAUUGUGAACGUUAAAAGUAGGACGUAGUGUGUUCAUCGAUGUUAUGAAAACCCUUCCUUAAUGUUCUAAACCAUGAGUGUAGAUCCACCCCCAGUCAGAUGGGUGGGAUACAGACAGGGCUUUAUUUCAGCCAGAAUUCGCCACCUCUCAGCGGGCACCAUUGCCAUCAUAAGAGAACAAGGGAGGCAUUCAUGGUGAGUUCCAGAACCUCUUUUUCUAGUAAAAGAUCACUGGGUACAAUUAUUAUUAUUAUUAUUUUAUUUUCCUACUUCUUCCUCACACUCCAUUUUUGGUUCUUCUGCUUCCAGUGAAUUUCCGAGUUUUUGUCCUGGAUCACAAACUGAGGCCAACUUCCGAAUCCGUGGUUGUCACUGUGCAGGUAACUGAGAGCGUUGUUCCAAAAUGCAAAGGUGUGGGAGGUCGAAAUUAACACUCCCUAUCAAACAAUCCAUAGCCUGGCAUCCUGUUCUCACAACAGCAGACCAGAUACCUGCGGGGAACUUGCGGGAGGGACUUUAGUAUGACACAAGCAUUGUCCCCUCUUGUGGCUUCCAGCCCUUGUUAUUCAGAAGUAUCCUGCCUUUGACUGUGGAGGUGGAACAUCACCACCUUGAUUGGUAGCCAGGAUGAAUUUAUCUCAGUCCCUGCUACCAGGGAACUCUGGGAAUUGUAGCGCUGCGAGGGGAACAGACGGCCUCAGCACCCAUAACAUAUGUUAACGGAGAAAUCUGAGGGCUCCCUUGGACAAAAAGCAAGGACACCAGCCAGGAAUACCAGAGCAAAACAGCAGCCAGUAGGCUUGGUCUUUACUGAAGACUGUCGCGACAGGACUCCCACCUGCCACAAGGUGGAACAAGGUGGAAGCCCUGAACAAAAGAGAACCCAAACUUUUAUUAGCUGCCAAUCCCCAUGUUACACCCCCCCCCAACUACAUCACUCAUACAUCACGGUUACAUCAUGAAAGGGGAGGUCUGGUGGCAGUAAUCUGAGCAUCCUGGACCCUGCCCCAUGGUUCCCCUUCCCCUCCACCAAACACCCAUCAAGUGUAACAAAAAAGAUAUUUACAUUUCCCUAUUUCCCAGCCAAGUUAAUCACACCCUUUUGUCUUCCUCUGGGUUUGUUAUUUCUGGAAUGGCUACCUGUCUGGCACUCAGGUAUCAGGAUGCCAGGGAUUAUCACUCAGGCAGAUGGGCUGCUGAGUAGCUGAGCUCACAUGUCUAUAUGAAUUUCUGAAGUUUUCCCUGUGAGCCAGUACAUAGAUACAUCUAUCAGUGAAUUCUUACAUUUGGUAUCGUGCAGCAAAGGCCCUUUGAAUAGAUAGGAAGAAACUGUGAUGAAGUGUUUUCUGGGGACAAAUCACAAAAGUCACAAAAGUGAUUGUGCUGAUUUUGGUAGUGGGCUGCAUGUGCAUGAUAUCUGCUGGAGGGGCAACCACCCCUAACCUAUACAUAAAUCCCUGCAACACAUACUACCAGGGCUUUUUUUGCAGCCGGAAUUUGCUGGAACUCAGUUCCAGCCCCUCUCAGGUGGGAACCAUUGCCAUUCUAAGAGAUGAGGGAGGUAUCCUGGCACCACUUUUUCUAGAAAAGUAGCAACUCAUACUAUACUUCCCAGGAUUAUCUGGGGGAAGCCUAUACAGUUCAGCCCCUCCCAAUAAAAUAUUUGAGGGGCCUGCCAUCCCAAGUUAAUGGACAUUGCCAUUCAAAGGGUGGGUGCACACAGCAUCAUGUGAUUGAUUAUUUGGGGCGAGGCUCCCCCCAAUAUUUUACAGUCAUACCUUGGGUUGAAGUAGCUUCAGCUUAAGCAUUUUCGGGUUGCACUCCGCGGUGACCCGGAAGUAACGGAGAGAAUUACUUACGGGUUUCGCCACUUGCUCAUGUGCAGAUGCUCAAAAUGAUGUCACGCGCAUGCGCGGAAGUGGUGAAUCGCGACCCGUGCUUGCGCAGACGCGGGUUGCUUCGCUUCAGGAUGUGAACGGGGCUCUGGAACGGAUCCCAUUUGCAUCCAGAGGUACCACUGUAUUCAAGUUAGCACCCCUGAACUGCUUUAUGUGUACAUUGCAGAUGUAGCCAUGAUUACCUGUUGUCAAAACAUGGGUGUCUUCCUGUCUCUCUGUCUCCAUCAGAACCCACGAGGUAUACAGGUCCGGAAAGUCGAGCGUAUGCCGGUCCAGUUUGUGAUAAAUGAUCACCUGUCAAUCCCCGAUAUCUCUGAGUAAGUUUAACCAGUGGUGGUGAAUCUGAGAGGUGGCAGAAAUUCAAGGGUGGAGACCCUAAAAGUGCCCCUAUUUUCCAGGGAUGCCCCUGAUUUAGAGAAGCCGUCCAGGUUUCUAAUUUGAUCCCAGAAUGUCCCGCUUCCCUUAGGACGUCCCUAUUUUCACCAGAAAAAUGUUAGAAGGCAUGGUAGGAUGUCCCUGUUUUCACACUGGAGAAAUGUUGAGGGUAUGGAGUUCUUUGACUUCCGAGCUGUUUGAAGGCAAUCCUGUAUAGGGAAGUUAAAAGAAAAAAGUUUAAUGUUUUAUUGUGUUUUUAUAUAUGUUGGAAGCUGCCCAGAGUGGCUGGGGCAACCCAAUAAGGUGUGUGGGGAUAUAAGUAGUAAAAUUAAGGAAUGGGACGUCCCUAUUUUCAUCAAAGCAAUGUUGGAGGGUAUAUGAGCAGCGAAUGUGUUGACCUUGUCUCCUUAUGCUUGCCCUGUUGGGAUCCCAGGUGCCAAAUACUGCCCCAAAGCAACAGCAAUUCCUAAUGACCCAAGCACCUAUAAUAAUAUAUAAUAAUAAUUUAUUAUUUAUACCCCGCCCAUCUGGUUGGGCUUCCCCAGUCACUCUGGGUGGCUGCCAACAAAAUAUUAAAAUACAGUAAGGUAUCAAAUAUUAAAAGCUUCCCUAAAUAGGGCUGCCUUCAGGUGUCUUUUAAAAGUCUGGUAGUUGUUGUUCACUUUGACAUCUGGUGGGAGGGCGUUCCACAGCGCAGAAUACCUUGAAAUAAGGAAGUAACCUUUUUUAUUCUAGAAGGAAUAAAUAUUGUACUUUAACAGCGGUGUGCUGGGCAGGAUUUUAGCCCAGGCUUCAUGAGGAAACAAUGAUGACGAAAGCUUUACCUGUCGGAUUUCUGCAUGCAACCGUUUCAUGGCAGGCAAACGUUGCUUGCUGCCUCAAGCUGAAUCAAGCCACUGGGACACCUAGCCUUUAAAGGCACUGGAGUAUGGAGUGGCAGAGAAGUUGGCAACUUUUUUUUAGGCCAGGGUGCAAAGGUCUGGUUUAGGGCUUUUGCUCAUCUGGGAGGAUUUAAAACAAAAACAAAAAAACCUGCUUUUCUCAUUUGAGUGAUAGACCCCUAGGAAGCGUUACAAACUGCUUUUGCGAAUUUAUUGCUGUCUAGAUAUACAUUGCCACUCAGCUUUUUGUGAGGGGGGGGGGUGCAACUGCUGUUCAAUAUGCAAAACUAGUUCCCUGGUUCUUUGCAUUACUAUGACCUGGCUCGAGUUUUCUUCCUGUUCUUUCUGCCUUCCCCUCCUCCUAGGCCUGGCAUUUGGCGAAUCACGGCCCACUUCACCACCACUCCGGGUUACAACACGACCACUGAGUUCGAGGUGAAAAAAUACGGUAUGUUCUGCUAAGGCAGAGGGCUUUCUGAGAGCUGUGUGUGACAGGCAGCAGCUCAACAGGGGCGGUUGUUGAAGCAACCUGAUAAUAUGAUUCUCCCACCCUCCCUUUUUGUGAGGAAGCGGUACAUUCUUAAAAGGUAAAGGGACCCCAUUAAGUCCAGUCGUGGCCGACUCUGGGGUUGCUGUGCUCAUCUCGCUUUAUUGGCCGAGGGAGCCGGCGUACAGCUUCCGGGUCAUGUGGCCAGCAUGACUAAGCCACUUCUGGUGAACCAGAGCAGCGCAUGGAAACAGAGCGGUACCUAUUUAUCUACUUGCACUUUGAGGUGCUUUCGAACUGCUAGGUUGGCAGGAGCAGGGACCGAGCAACUGGAGCUCACCCCGUCGCGGGGAUUCGAACCGCCAACCUUCUGAUCGGCAAGCCCUAGGCUCUGUGGUUUAACCUACAGCGCCACCCAAUUAUUAGGCUGCCAGGUAUUUUGGUGCCAUAUCUCAAGUAACAGAAACCUGAGUGCUGCUGAUGGGCUGAGGGGAAUGGUCUGAGUUGGGAAAAUGCAGCUUUAUAAAGCUGGCAGCUGAGGGGGCUAAGAUUAGGCACUUACCAGGAUCUCAAAGACUAGCAAAGGCCUCACUCCAACACUGUGCACAGGGCAUCCAAACAUUGCAAAAUGCAAUAUUCUACCUGCCUGCACAAGAAGGGCAGGUGAGAGAAUACAGGAGCCUAGGGAGCUCCCAGAAUCAGUCCCAAGCAUCUCUGAGUAGAUACUUGGAGAGACCCGCAUGUGAAAUUCUGCCGCUCCCAUCAGCCACAGCCAGCACAUAUAGAAUCAUAGAGUUGUAAAGUUGGAAGGGACCCUGAGGGUCAUCUAGUCCAACCCUCUGCAGUGCAGGAAUCUUUCACCCACCGUGUGGCUCAAACCUGCAACCCUGAGAUGAAGAGCCUCAUACUCUACCAACUGAGCUAUGAAACCUCUCUGUGGAGCAGAAGUCAACCCAAAAACCCUCUUUCAAAAGGCUGCCUACCUCGGCAGCGAGUCCCAUUCCAUAAAGCCGGGGGGCCAACGCAGACAAGGCCCUGCUUCCAACUGCAUGGCCAGAGCUUUCCCAGAAGAUCUUACAUGGCACAGGCCAUUUGCACCAUAACGCCGAUUAGCACACCACCUACCGAAUUUCAGCCUGUCUUUCUCUCCUCAGUGCUGCCUCAUUUUGAGGUGACGAUCGUCCCGGAACGGAAAUAUAUCCUGACCUCACCCCAGCAGAACUCUGACUUGAGUAUUGACCUUCAGGCUAAGUAAGUUCCUCUUACGGGUUGGGACGUUUCUGAUAUACUGUAAUUAACUAAUUUGAAACAUUGUAUAAGCCACCCUUCACCAUUUAAACAUAAACUUUAAAGGUGCCUAGCACAAAAGCCCCUGGACCGAUUUGUCUGAUAUUUGGAAAGUUUAUUACUCAGGGACACCUUUCUCAAUGUUCCCCAAAUUGAGGUCCCAACCAAAUGUGGUUUGUUCACACCCCUACUAAGUGGGCCCUUGGUUUGGUUCAGCAGAGGUCACACUGGGAUAUAUUCUAUAUUAUAUUGCAAAAAAACAGCACCGUUUAUGAACGUGUAGUGUGGUUGUUGCUUUAGGCCUCAAACAAGACCCCUGUUUGACCAGAGGGCAGACAGUCCAUCUUUACACACACACACACACACACACACACACGUACGCACAAAGGAAUUUUGCAUUUCUGGUUUAAAGACCCAUUUACUAUUUUACAGUAAAAUAGUUUUCCAGUGUCACGCUAAACCACUGUUUAGCAUGAUGUGAAGAAAUGUAGCCACAUUAGUGUAGCGACUUGACUGGGUGGAGGGCAGGGUCUGGAAGUUUUUUGUUUUGCCUUUGGUUAACCAUAGUUUGUUGUGUCGUCAAGUACAACAAACUACGGUUAAAACUAACUGGUUAUUUCUAUAUUUGUCCCUGGCUUUUUUCUGGCCCACAUAGGACCAGUCUGGAUAGUUGGCCUUGGUGAAGAUUUGACGCUUUCAUCCCCAAAAAGUUUUUGAUUUGAGUUUCUACUGAAAUGAGGCUGCAUUUUAAUGUUGUAUUUUAAUCUUGUUUUUAAGUUGUAUUUUAAUCAAUUGUUUUCAUACUUGGAGGUGGCCGCCCAGAGCCUGGUCUUGGCUGGGGAGGGGGGGGUAUAAAUAAAAUUUAUUAUUGUUGUUGUGAUGUUGUUAAUUUAAUUUAUAUGCCACUCUAUACCCGCAGGUCUUGGGGACGGUUCACAGAAUAAAACCAAAAUAUAAAUCACAAAAUCACUAACUAUAGUUAAUUUCUACCAAGCCACCUUCAAACCAUGAUCUGAGACAUGUUGAAAUUCACUUUAGUUAGCCACAGUUUCUGGUUUGGACAACGCAGGAAGCUGCGAUUAGCCAAAAGUAGAAACCAGAAAAAAGGGGCUACUCGGCAAGAUGCCUACAUUCUGCCUCCACAGCUGGAGACAGGGAAGCUUUUGAGUCCUGGUUGCUGGCCGCUGUGAGAACAGGAGGCUGGACUAGAUGGGCCACUGGCCUGAUCCAGAAGAAUCUCCUUACGUUUGCAAUUCUGCCUCUUAGCCACACAGGAGAGGAAAGGAGAAGCUAGGUCCACCCUGGUUCAUUGUGACUAUUAAAUGCAGGCAGUGGCAAUGUACCCUGCUUGCUCACCCCAACUCCUCGCCUUUGAAUUAUCCCCGGUUUCUUCUCCCAACAGAUUUUUUUACGGGAAGGGAGUGACUGCCACGGCCUACGUGCGUUUCGGAGUGACAGAUGAAGAUGGGGGCAAAAUGUACAUCCCGGGACUGGAGCAACAAGUCACGGUAAGAAACGUCCCUGCCCUUCAUCAGCUCACAGGCCUUCCUGCUGGCUUUCCAGAGAUAAUAAUAAUAAUUUAUCUAUGGAGUUGAGCCCUCCUAGUUUCCCCUUGUAAUUAGAGAUCCACCUGACGCUUAGCUCCUAAAAUCAGGAGCGCUGGUGGGAUACCUGGAGACUUUUAACCCUGCUCCCAGAUGUCAGCGCAUUGUCAGCGUGUGUGGAAUGGAUUCUGUAGUGAGGCAAGGUUUUCUGCGGAUGCUUAAAUGCACUAUUUCCUUUAUUAGGGCCAGUUUUGGCAGAUGGGCAGGACCACCCAACCUGUCAUUCACCUGGCGUUAUUAUGAUGUCCGGUGAUUGAUAGGUAGGUGGUCUCUGUCAGGGAAAAAGGCAGGAUGUAAAUAAAUAGAUGAUGAUGAGCCAUGAGAUAACGAUCUGGCCCAGUGGGCCAAAAAACAAACUCCUCACCACUGCUGUAAUAUAGCAAAGCAGGCCUAAAAUAAAGUAAUAACCAGACAGAGGGCCUUCUUGGUGGUGGUGCCCGCCCUGUGGAACACCCUCCCAUCAGAUGUCAAGGAAAUAAACAACUAUCUGACUUUUAGAAGACAUCUGAAGGCAGCCCUGUUUAGGGAAGUUUUCAAUGUUUGAUGUUUUAUCGUGUUUUUAAUAUUCUGUUGGGAGCCACCCAGAGUGGCUGGGGAAACCCAGCUAGAUGGGUGGGGUAAUAAUAAUAAUAAUAAUAAUAAUAAUAAUAAUAAUAAUACUGUUUGCCUCUUCCAAUACCCUUAUGACUUAAGGCCCUCCAUCUGACCCACAAAAUUAGGGUCUCUUCUACCCUCCUCAGUCCAAACUCAGCUAUGAAAUUCUAGUCUCUCGUUAUGUUAAUUAUUAUAUAUAAAUAUAUAAUAAUUUAUAUUUGUGGCACGCAUGGUUCUUUCCUCCCAUCCUUUAUCCUCACAAUGACCGUCUGAGGUACGUGAGGCUGGGCGAUGGUGACUGACCCAAAGACUGACCCCUGAACUUUAUGGCUGAGCAGGGAUUUGAACCCAGGUCUCUCAAGUCCUGAGCCAGCACCCUAACCACUACACCACACAGGUCUCUGAAUGUGUCCUGCUUGAAUAUCAGCACGGUACAACUAAUUUUAUAUCCCACUCUGCUACCAUCUCCUCUGACCUAAUUCCCUCCGUAUUCAGGUAACGGAUGGUCACGGCUCACUCAUCCUAAAACCCAGCCUCGUCUCUGAGAAACUGGGACGUCCGCUGAGGAGUCUAGCCGGGACGACGCUCUACAUCACAGCCACUGUGAUAGAGAAAGCAAGUAAGUUUGCAAAUGGGACAUGUCUGAACCACUUUAGACAUGGCUUUCCCUCACCAAAUAAUUCUGGGAGAUGUAGUUUCAUAUCACCUCAUACAAGGUGACCCGGGUUUUGAGAUCUUUGGGGGAGGCCCUUCUCUUGGUUCCACCAUCCUCAGAGGCCUGCUUGGUGGGGAUGCAUGACAUGGCCUUCUCAGUGGUGGCUGCUCACAUGCUUUGGAACUCCUUACCUGAAGAAGCAGACUGGCUCCUUCCUUGCUGUCUUCGGCCAGCAGAUGAAAACCUUCUUAUCCCAACAGGCCUUUGGGAACUGUCUGGUUUUUUUCAAGGGAAGGUCUUUUAAUAGUGUUGUGCUGUUUUUGUUAUCUAUUUUUUAAUAGAUUUUUAUUUUAAAAAUUGUUUUAAUUUUAUUAGAUUUUAUUUACUUUUUAGCAAUUAUCUUUUAUAUGUUCUUAGCAUUUUGUAUUUUAGCUGUGUUGUUUCAAUUAGCGUGAGUUGUCUGGAGUCCUGGUCUGGGGAAAAGGCAGGAUAAUAAUAAUACAGUCGUACCUUGGUUUUCAAGGGCAGGUGGCGCUGUGGGUUAAACCACAGAGCCUAGGACUUGCCGAUCAGAAGGUUGGUGGUUUGAAUCCCCGCAACGGGGUGACCUCCCGUUGCUCGGUCCCUGCUUCUGCCAACCUAGCAGUUCAAAAGCACGCCAGUGCAAGUAGAUAAAUAGGUACAGCUCCGGCGGGAAGGUAAACGGUGUUUCCGUGUGCUGCUCUGGUUCGCCAGAAGUGGCUUAGUCAUGCUGGCCACAUGACCCGGAAGCUGUACGCCGGCUCCCUCGGCCAAUAAAGCGAGAUGAGUGCCGCAACCCCAGAGUCAGCCAUGACUGGACCUAAUGGUCAGGGGUCCUUUUACCUUUACCUUGGUUUUCGAACAGCUUAGUUCUCAAAUGUUUUGGCUUCCAAAUGCCGCAAACCUGGAAGUGACUGUUCCAGUUUGUGAACUAUUUUUGGAAACCAAACAUCUGACAGGGCUUUCGCGGCUUCCGGUUGGCUGCAGCAGCUUCCUGCAGCCAAUCAGAAGCCACGCUUUGGUUUCUGAAUGUUUUGGAAGUUGAACGGACUUCCGGAACGGAUUCCAUUCGACUUUCAAGGUACAACUGUAAUAAUAAUAAUAAGGAGCAUUGCAGAACAACUAAUAAAGUAGGAUCAGUCCACCAUUAUUGCACCAUCACUGUGCCAAAAACACAUUGUAGAAUAUAAACCCAUAAUAAAACACUGAUCUGGAAGGGCCUUCAGAGAGCGAAGGCCACAAUGGUUUCCGUUUCUUCACUGUCUUUUCCCUUCAUUCUCAUAGGUGGUGAGCUGGAGGAGCAGGAGCUGGCCUCGGUGAAAUUUGUGGAAUCUCCAUAUUCGGUCGACCUAUCCAAAACCAAGCACCAUUUUGUGCCCGGGGCACCCUUUGAAGUGCUGGUGUGUAUAUUGCGCCUCCUGCUGCUCACGUAUUUCCCGUUUUGUUGGUUUGUUCCAAGAUUUUAUCCAUUUUAGGGCUCCCAAAGUGGCUGAUAAAAGUUAGUACAGUGGUACCUCGGGUUACGCACUUAAUUCAUUCCGGAAGUCCGUUCUUAACCUGAAACUGUUCUUAACCUGAAGCACCACUUUAGCUAAUGGGGCCUCCUGCUGCUGCCGCACCGCCGGAGCACGAUUUCUGUUCCCAUCCUGAAGCAAAGUUCUUAACCCGAGGUACUAUUUCUGGGUUAGCAGAGUCUGGGUUAGGAGAGCCAGUGUGGUGUAGUGGUUAAUAGUGGUAGUCUCGUAAUCUGGUGAACUGGGUUCGCUUCCCCGCUCCUCCACAUGCAGCUGCUGGGUGAUCUUGGGCUAGUCACACUUCUCUGAAGUCUCUCAGCCCCACUCACCUCACAGAGUGUUUGUUGUGGGGGAGGAAGGGAAAGGAGAAUGUGAGCCGCUUUGAGACUCCUUCGGGUAGUGAUAAAGCAGGAUAUCAAAUCCAGACUCCUCCUGUAACCUGAAGCGUAUGUAACCCGAGGUACCACUGUAAUAGGACGGUCCUUUGCCCCUCAGGCUUGCAAUCCAAAAGACACAGCACACACACAAAAAGCGAUUGGGGAGGGAAGAGGAAAACAAAGAAGCUCAUGUCGCACUCCUGGGUUUGCGUGUUGUUGGGGCAGUGAGGGGAGCAAAGGAGAAGGCAGGUUUUAAAAUGGUGGUUUUAAACAACAGCAGAGAUCUGAAAAAAGCAGGGCCACAGAGGAGCUGUGUGGGGCUGAAAGGAGCCGCUAAAGGUUGCGUGGGCUGGUAUGAGCUUUGAGGAUAUGGAAGCGCCGGGUAGGCAGGAUUUGCAAGCAAUGCAAGCAAAGGUGGCACCCGGUGUGGAUGUCGUCAUAAACUUUUUAUGUUGCUGUUUCAUUCCAGGCUACUAUUUCACUCCCAGAUGGCGCACCUGCCCCCCGCCUCCCAGUCCACAUCUCAACCCAGAUAGCGGGAGGCUCGUCGCCAGCUGAUGCCCAAAUAGAAAGCAACGAUCGUGGAAUUGUGACACACAGAUUCAACGUUCCCGCUGGUGCCACCUCAAUCACUAUCCUGGUAUGUUGUUGUUGUUGUUUUGAUUAAUAUCCGCCCUUCACGCGCAGGGCAAGUCGCAACAAUUAAAAAUGCGACAUUAAAAACAGUCCAAAACAAAUGACCGUUGCGUGAAUAGGGCGUGUAUACCUCAGGCAUCAAAUGCUGAGACACACAGAGAGGCUCGUCUUCCGCAUGCAACGAAAAUUUGGCAGCGAAGUUGCCACAUGCUCUGUGGAAAGAGAGUUCCACAACUUAGGGGGCCGUCUGAAUUUCUGAGGGCAGUGGAACUACAAACUGGACCUGCCCUAAACAAUAGGAAGUUAAUUUCAACCUUCAGUUUCCUCUGAGGAGGAGGAGUAGACAAACCACCAAAGGUGGGAUCAAAUGAAAUUCUUGGGGCAAGGUGUUCCAAAUGUUAAGUUGUGGGCGAACAUAUAAGACAACACAGCAAUUCUUCCAAAGCAGCUCUUUAUUUGUAAGCUGGAACAGAACUGAACUGAGGAGCUCAGUCAGCCUGCUUAUAUAGAGCUCCACUAGAAUGCAAUAGUAACCAUUUUCUGUAACUAGCCAAUCACUGAACGUCACUUUUGAUCCUUCAUUUGCAUACAAACUAUCCAAUCACUGAACGUUACUUUCGAUCCUUCAUUUGCAUAACUAUCUAUAGUAUCCCCCUGCUGGCCCAGGGUGAGAACUUCAGUACAUAACACCAAAGAUGCUGGGGUCACCACCGAAAAGACUCUGUCCCUGUUGCUGGCUAUAUAUAUAUAUAUAUAUAUAUAUAUAUAUAUAUAUAUAUUUCUCAGUGGGGCAAGUCAUACAGCAGAGUCUCCAAGGCCAGUCUUAGCUUCUAGCAGUUCUGGGUGAAUGUGGGCCUUCUAAUAACCAGGUACCACACCACUAAGGCAGAGGCAGUAUACCCUUUUUCAGUACUCAAGGGCUACCUUCUUUCUUGGCAAACCUUCUGGAUUUGUGUGUGUAUCACAUGACAGUGUUGGGUGGGGCCAGAGGCAAGCAAGUUUAUUUUAUUUAUUUUACUUAUUAAAUUUGUAUACCACCCUUCACCCGAAGAUCUCAGAGUGGUUCACAAUUCAAGGAUGCAUUUGAGCUAGCCAAAAGCACUCAUUUAUUUCAUUUGUUUAUUUCAUCGAAUUCAUACAUUAUUUUAUUUUAUUUUUUUGUUUAAACAGCGCAAAGCGAUUUACAAAAGACAAAACAGCAAAAUCAGGAAAAUUCCGUACAUACUAAAGUUAAAAUACUAAAACAGAUUAAAAUCACCUCAGCUUUCUAAGAAUCUGGGUAGACUUGUCUAAACAAGAAUAGGUAGUCAAUGCAACUGUUGCAAAUCGGAUAUGCACAAACCAUAUAGCCAAAGGGUUCUGUCAAAGAGUAAAUCAUACUGUUCAAAGCUGGAAUUAACUCUUUAUUAGCACAAAGGUGAUCUUCGCAGACUUGUAGUGGAGCAUCAGGCCUAAUGAACACAGCAGCUCAUCCCCAGUAGGUCUGGCCCCAUGAGUCAGUUGCUGAAAGUUCCCACCUCCCCAUAGCUGCCUAAGUCCCCUCCUCUGCCGGGCUUUCCCCAAGCAAUCUGAGACUGUGCCUGCACAAAGCUAACUUCUCCUCUGCCCCUUUCAGCCCUUUCCUAGUCCUGGGAAACCAGGGAGGAGAGAGCUUGUCACAGCAGGAGGGGGAGACACCUAUGACUCUUCACCGGCCAGACCCAUCUCUACCUCUGGGUCUCCCUCCUCUUUAUCACCUGCUUCAGCUUUUGCCUCUUGUUCUGGACUUCUCUCUGCCACAAACUCUCUCAGCUCACUAAGCCCUGUUACCUCUUCCCAGUCUUCUCUCUCUGAGCACUCCUCAUUGUCCUGCCACCUCUGCACAGGCUCUGAGCCUUCUUCCCCUGGUGGUUCCCCAGCUGGUUCCUCCCAUUGUUCCUCUGCAUCCAACCAUGAUAGGUACUCAACAUGGUGCAUUUUAGAUGUUGUGGGACUCCAACUCCCAUCAGUCCCAGCUCACAUAGCCCAAUGGUCAAGGGUGAUGGGAGUUGUAGUCCAACAACCCCUACAUUGGCUGUCCAGCGAUCUAGCUUCUGUUGGCCUUCUAAAAGAUGCCUUCUAUUGAAGUUUCCAAACUGUGUUUAAAUGUAGGGCCAUGUAGAGAGCACUCCAGUGGUCUAUUCUGGGUCCGAGAAGCAAAUACAGUGGUGCCCCGCAAGACGAAUGCCUCGCAAGACGGAAAACCCGCUAGACGAAAGGGUUUUCCGUUUUGGAGGUGCUUCGCAAAACGAAUUUCCUAUGUGCUUGCUUUGCAAGACGAAAAUGUCUUGCGAGUUCCUGCGGGGUUUUUUUCCUUUCCCCCCCUUUUUCCCAAGCCGCUAAACCGCUUAUCAGCUGAUGGCUAAGCCGCUUAUCAGCUGAUCUUUAAGCCGCUUAACAGCUGAUGCUAAGCCGCUUAUCAGCUGAUCUUUAAGCCGCUUAACAGCUGAUGGCUAAGCCGCUUAUCAGCUGAUCUUUAAGCCGCUUAACAGCUGAUGCUAAGCCGCUUAUCAGCUGAUCUUUAAGCCGCUUAACAGCUGAUGGCUAAGCCGCUUAUCAGCUGAUCUUUAAGCCGCUUAACAGCUGAUGCUAAGCCGCUUAUCAGCUGAUCUUUAAGCCGCUUAACAGCUGAUCUUUAAGCCGCUUAUCAGCUGAUCGUUAAGCCGCUUAACAGCUGAUCUUUAAGCCGGCUAAGCCGCUAAUACUGUAGCGCUAAGCCGCUAAACCUCUAAUGGGCUUGCUUCGCAAGACGAAAAAACCCGCAAGACGAAGAGACUCGCGGAACGGAUUCUUUUCGUCUUGCGAGGCACCACUGUAUGUCACUUUGUGUUCCUUUGUCACCCACACAGCUAAGAGCCGGAACAGAGUCUCCAGCAGAGGUCACCUUGACUGCCAAACGCAUGGACUCCCCGAGAGGAAACUACUUGAUCAUCGAAAGCCCCAAAUAUCAAGGCUUGAACCCUGGAGAGACCCUUGCAUUAGGGUUGAAAAGCGUUGGAUCGACUGCCUUCUCCCGAUUCUAUUACAUGGUGAAUCCUUCCCGGGGUGUUAUAAGGGGCCCUAACCUUCCUAGGAUGAAGGAAAGAUGGGUUAAGGACAGAGAUGGGUGAAUCAAUUUUUGGUUUCUCGUUUUUCCAGAUUUAAGUUCAUUUCUCUGCAUUCCCAUGUCGGUUUGCAUUGGUUCUAUUUAAAACCGUCUCGAAAAUUCAUCAAGCAUUUGGGUGUGGAUUUAUCCUAAGAAACACACUUUUGUAGGCAACGUGGCCUAAAAUUAGGGCAGUGCCCUCCUGAGGGAAGCAGACUAGACUGUGGGGCACGGGGGAAACUGUGUAGCCGUCACAGCUCUGUCCUCAAACACCUCACCAGCGCUAAGGCGGCUGCCUCACUCAUGUUAUAGGCCACCUCAGUGCUAUUUCAGUGCUAAGACAACAUAUAUGAAACGUGAACAUUCAAAAUCACUGCAUAUUCCCGUGCUUAAGCACUAUCCUUUGAACUGGUCCUUUCCUUCCAGGUGUUGAACAAGGGGGACAUUGUCUCUGUCAACAGCGUGGCCCAAGGCUCCUACACUGUUGUUUCCGUUCCCAUCACCCCCAGCCUGAUGCCCACGUUUCGAUUUGUGGCCUUUUACCGCCUCGGGGACGAAGUCGUGGCCAACUCCAUCUGGGUGGAUGUCGUUGACAGCUGUGAGGGGAAGGUGAGGCCUUCUCAAAAAAAAAUUGUGAAAAUUCUCCUUCUCGGAACUUUCCCUGAACGGAGCGAAUGUUCACAAGGGCACUGGGGGUGUUAAAAUGCAGGACGUUAAAAUGGCUGCCCCUAAUGUCUAUGCCCCUCCAAUCUCCAGCUGGUACUCCGGACGUCAAGUACUGAUCUGCAGCCUCAGGACUUCCUGAGCCUCACUAUAGACACCGAUGCGAGAGCCUACGUAUCCCUGGCUGCCACCGAUUCGGCUGUUUACGCCCUCAACCGGAAGAAUCGCCUCACACAAGACAAGGUACAGCGACACACAUUUCUCCUCAGUCUCUCUCUUGUAAUUUUUAAUUUUUUUUAAGUUGUAAUCAGCAUUAGUCAUCCUCGGAUGAGGUCCACUGAAAUUCACGGAUGUGAGGAACCCAUCUCCAUUAAUUUUGAGGGUCUACUCUUGAGUAGAACUUAGUUGGAGACAGCCCUUUGUUUCUUGGCUCCUUGGCUACCCCAGGAAUAACUUCCCACAGGUUGUUGUCAUUGGGGUUGCCUUUUCAAAGCCAUAUCUUUUUGCCUAGGCUCUCCCUGGCCCCUGCUUUUGGUCACUUUCAUUGUUUUAAAAACUUCCUCUAUUGCUAAUAUUUCUAACAACCCAAAAGUGCAGCAGCAGAGUAUGGCAUCGUUCCAUAUGCUAAAGCCAACAAGCAAUAAACAAAGAAAGAAAAGAAAGUAUUUAUACACAAGUAUAAAUCACAACGUCCGCAUUUCCUGAGCUGGCGUGGAUGGUGAAUAUUUAGCAUCUAAGUCCAAAGAAUAGGAAAUAAAACCUCAGCAGAUCAUGUUCUGGGUUCCCCACCCUGGAAACAAGCAGUUUGUGUGUAACUUCUUCUGCAACAGCCAAAGUCCACAAGUCCUUAUUCCACAAAGACAAAUGUGGAUUUUCCAAGGUUUUCCACUGCUGAGCUAUUUCAAUCCUAGCUACAGCUAACAUCCAUGUCAAAAUUGAUUUAGACAGACAAGCUUCCACGUUGUCAGUCCACCUACCCAGUAAUGACAGCCGUGCGGGAGCCCAAACAGGUGAUUUAAUUAACAGGUGAUUUAAUUAGCUGUUUGGUCCUUUUUAUGACCAAAUUCCUGUUUGCAAGCUCUUUUUAUUACACUGUUUUACAGGUUUUUUGUUGUUUUUUUAAGUAGCACCUCAGUUUUUACAAUGCUGCUUUAUUGGGGUAUUUUUAUUAAUGCCACUUAGAAAUAUGAUCUGUAAACUGCUUUGAGGAUGGUUGCAUGUGUGGGGUUGUUGUUUUUUUUAAAUAAUAUUUAUUAUUUUUCCAGAAACUUAAACACAAAAAAGACAAUACAAUACAACACAUCAAAUUAAUAAAACAAAACAAAAACAAUAAAAUAAAUCAAACAAUUUCAUUAUCCCAUCUUUCAUUCACUUAUUUCCACGGCCUCCUCACACCUCCCUCUUUGUAUUACACUUCUAUUAAUUAUUUCAGCAAUUCCUUUCCAUCUUCCUCUGUUUUCUAUCCUAUAUUUAUCUUAACUCAUUCUAACCUUAUUUUUCCUUUAAUGCUCUGUUAACCUAUCUGUACUUAAUUCCUUAUAACAUUUCUACUAAAGCCAUUUAACUUCAUUGCAACAUUUUUCUAACAUUCAUUAAUUUUACAAUAUGUGUGGGGGUUUUAGUUAGUUAGUUUGUUUUACAAUCAAGCCGUUAUAUCAGUUUUGAUAAAUAAAUAAACAAGCCUUUUAGGAACCCUUUUGAGUAAAUACGUACAGGCAGCGACCAGUUUAGGUGCGUCCAAAUGAUACACAAUCACACAUGUUCGCAUAGCUCCGAAUCCGGAUGUGGGUCCAAAACAUAACCCCGGUGCAAAAUGAGGAUUGCCUGUGCAUAGAUAAAUUCUGCUACCACCCUCAUGUCAUGGCAGGGAAGAGCCAUAGCUCAGUCGAUAGAGCCUCUGCAUUGCAUGCAGAAGGUUCCAGGUUCGAUUCCUGCCACCUCUGGGUACAGGUAGGAGAGGCACCUGUUUGAAGCUCCUGAAAGAUGCUGCCACUCUGUGUAGAGACAGUCCUGAGAGAGAUGGGCCCAGUGGUCUGACAUGAUAUAAGGUAGCUCUCUGUGUUCCUUCUUUGCUCCUUUUGGCUUGCUUUUGGGCUUGCCUAACCAGAGGCACCUGAUUAGACACUGUUGAAAAUAGAUUACAGUAUUGGAUCCCGAACACCUUGCGAGUUGACCGUUUUGGCUCCCAAACAACGCAAACCCAGAAGCCGGCGCAGCUUCCGCGGCUUCUGAUUUGCUGCAGGAGCUUCCUGCAGCCAAUAUACUACUACUACUACUACUACUACUACUACUAAUAAUAAUAAUAAUAAUAAUUUAUUUAUACCCUGCCCAUCUGGAUGGGCUUCCCCAGCCACUCUGGGCGGCUUCCAACACAAUAUUAAAAUACAGUAAUGUCUCAAACAUUAAAAGCUUCCCUAAACAGGGCUGCCUUCAGAUGUCAUGUAAAAGUCUGGUAGUUGUUGUUCUCUUUGAUAUCUGGUGGGAGGGUGUUCCACAGGGCGGGCGCCACUACCGAGAAGGUCCUCUGCCUGGUUCCCUGUAACUUGGCUUCUCUCAGCGAGGGAACCGCCAGAAGGCCCUCGGCGCUGGACCUCAGUGUCCAGGUAAAAUGAUAGGGGUGGAGAUGCUCCUUCAGGUAUAUAGGACCGAGGCCGUUUAGGGCUUUAAAGGUCAGCACCAACACUUUGAAUUGUGCUUGGAAAUGUACUGGGAGCCAAUGUAGGUCUUUCAAGACCGGUGUUAUGUGGUCUUGGCGGCCACUCCCCGUCACCAGUUUGGCUGCCGAAAUUCUGGAUUAGUUGUAGUUUCCGGGUCACCUUCAAAGGUAGCCCCACAUAAAGCUCAUUGCAGUAGUCCAAGCGGGAGCCAAUCGGAAGCCGCGCCUUGAUUUCUGAAUGUUUUGGAAGUAGACCCGACUUCCGGAACGGAUUCCAUUUGACUUCCGAGGUACGACUGUAAUCCAAGCAGGGUCAUCUUAUCUAUUUAUCAAGAUUUACAUACUGCUUAGGGACAUGGGUGGUGCUGUGGGUUAAACCACAGAGACUAGGACUUGCCAGUCAGAAGGUCGGCAGUUUGAAUCCCUGUGACGGGGUGAGCUCCCGUUGCUCGGUCCCUGCUCCUGCCAACCUAGCAGUUUGAAAGCACAUCAAAGUGCAAGCAGAUAAAUAGGUACUGCUCUGGCGGGAAGGUAAACGGUGUUUCCGUGCGCUGCUCUGGUUCGCAAGAAGCAGCUUAGUCAUGCUGGCCACAUGACCCAGAAGCUGUACACCGGCUCCCUCGGCCAGUAAAGCGAGAUGAGCGCCGCAACCUCAGAGUCGGCCAAGACUGGACCUAAUGGUCAGGGGUCCCUUUACCUUUACCUUUACCUUUACCUUUACAUACUGCUUAGUCAUCAAAGCCUGUGAAAUGAAAAAUGUACAUUAAAGGAUAUUAACGGAUGUUACGUUAAAGGAUGUCAGAGACAAGUUUUCAAAAUAAAAUUAGGCACACUAUAAAAUACAAUCACACAUUAAAAUACACACCAAAUGUACAGUGUCAGGUUAGGCUUGCUUAGACAAAAAAAGUUUUGAGGAGGCCGGGGCAGCAAACGCACCUGCCCAGUAUCAGUGCUGCUGCCGCACUGAAGGACUGAUUCCUUGCACGUUUGGAUCAUGUGCACUGUUGCACUGACCCAUCUCUGUAAUCCUUUCUUUCUGGAAAACAGGUCUUCCAGGCCAUGGGAAGCUACGACCUGGGCUGCACGGCCGGCAGUGGGGAAAACACCCUCAGCGUUUUUGGGGAUGCCGGACUCUCCAUUCGGGCUGGUGAGCUGAUGAGCCCCCUCCGGAAAGGUGAGUUUGUUAGGAGGAGCACAAAACAAGGAUGUAGUCAGAGAGGGAGUUUGGGGGAGCGGGGAGCAUUGUUGACUGACGCACUAACAUCUCAUUUCUACCAUUGCAACUUGUUCUUUCUUUUUUAGAUAAUGUUUAUUUGGUUUUCAUAGAAUCAUAGAGUUGGAAGAGACCACAAGGGCCAUCGAGUCCAACUCCCUGCCAAAUAUGGUUUUACAUAUUUAAGUUUAUAUUCAUACCACAACACAUCCGAAAUGACAAGAUUCCCUCCAAUCUCUGGACUUCCCACCUCCAUGGGUUUUUUUAUUAAACCUUUUCUACUGCAUCUUUUUUUAGUUAAGCCAAGUUUUCUAUAACUCCAUUGUAUCCAUAGUUCUCGUUACAUUACAAGUGUUUUUGCAGUCCUGCUAAUGUUUUCAGCUGCUUACAGGGGUCCUUAAGGAAAAUUGUAAAUUUCCCCCAUUCCAUAUGAAAGUUUUGCUCUUCCUGGUUGCGUGGCGAGUUCCCAACCCCCCCAAGUGGAAAUAAUGACACAUGACACAAUUAUUAAGGUAAAUGGGCUAAAAAAAGGCCACAGCUUUAUUGGUUACAGGUGAAGAGCAGUAUUGGCUUAGGCAUUGGUCCUAACUGACUAUAUCCAACUCCAGCCUGUCUGCUCGAAGUCCGGGAAGGGUUAACCACCAGUAGGCGGAGUCCUGCUGAUGCACAUCAACGAGGAACUCCCCCGGGGUCACAGAUAGGGGGCGUCCCUUAGGCCCUAACCUCCUUAGGCUUCGGAAAGGGCCACACCCCCUGGAAUCCUUUAACGGACUACCCUUCAAUAUGUGGGGCAGGUGAUGGCGCUACCUCCCCUCUUCCAUCUUCAGAACAAUACCAAGCCCUAACCGCCAAUACCCAGAAAGUUGUGACGAUUUGCUAUGAGGUAGGCGAAAACCAAGUGGCUGGUGCCAAUUUGCCUUAAAUAGGGCAGGCCACGCCCCCGAGCCAGCUGAUUGGCUGGCCAGGGGAUGAUGCAGCCGGGAAUCGCGCGGGGCUGGCUUCCGCCUGCUGCGCACGUGGGAGCCCGUGAAGCCCGCAACCCCACCUCCUCCUUAGGCAGAAGUGGCUUUCCUGAGCUUUCUGGUCAGUUUUGCCAUUUGGGUAUACAGUGGUACCUCGGGUUACAUACGCUUCAGGUUACACACUCCGCUAACCGAGAAAUACUGCUUCAGGUUAAGAACUUUGCUUCAGGAUGAGAACAGAAAUUGUGCACCAGUGGCGCAGCGGCAGCAGGAGGCCCCAUUAGCUAUAGUGGUGCUUCAGGUUAAGAACAGUUUCAGGUUAAGAACGGACCUCCAGAACGAAUUAAGUACUUAACCCGAGGUACCACUGUAAUCCAAUAGCUUCAUUUGCCAUUCUUUUCUGGUAGGGACCUUAUCUUCUUGCCAUCUCUGAGCUAACAGCAUCCGCGCAGCUGUCGUCGCAUACAUAAAAAGUCUUUUCUGCUCCCUUGGGAUUUCGGCACCUACAAUUCCGAUUAGCAUCCUAUUCUUUCUGUUCUUCUAGCACAUGGAUGCGGCAGCAAUGCUUCCCGGAAGAAGCGUUCACUGGAGUUCCACAAAGAGCUCCAGAAGAAGCGUAAGUGACGCGAGGGAAGAGGGGCGAUAACCCUGAGGGGGUGGGAAAUGGAGGACGCCUCCAGGGCUGGCUCUACUUUGAGGCAUAAUGAAGCGGCUGCCUCAGGUGGCAGAUGCAGGAGGGCAGAGAAUGGUGGCAAGGUGUUGGAGACAGAGCUGUGUGUCCCCUAUGUGGCCAGUCCUGUGCCCCAAUGCCAGUCUACUCCCCUCAGGUGUGGCGGAGGAUGCUGCCCCAUUGCCAGCGCUGAAGUCAGAUUCAACUGAGGCACACACUCUGACACCUUUGAAACACUCUACCUGGUUUUUUUUAAUCACGUGUUUGCUAUUGUAUAUUCAUUGUCCAUUUAUUUAGCCAAAGGGGCACUCGGACUGAAGAUCGAAAAAGCUUACAGUCGAAAAAGACCCGACACAAGAGGAAAAAGAAAGGGGAGGGAGGAGGGAAAAGAAAGCACAAGUUUCUUAAAGUGACAAUUGUUAUAACAACCCAGUUAAGACCAGCAACUCCCUAAUGUCGUUGGUGGAUCUGACACCCAUCAGUCAGUCUGACAUCCGUCCGUCACAGCCACUCACCCUUCCAAGUUGAUGCAACCUUCUAAGAUUGUACAAUAAUAUCAUAAUUAUGCAAGAAUUAUAAUUAGGGAUGCGCUGCAACCAUUGAUGUAGAUCUCCAUGUGUUGCCUUUCAGCUAAGUUCUACUGUUUUCUGUGCUUGUAAUCUGGGCAAAUGGUUUGGAGGGCUUGUGCUUCCUGUCAAGUUCUGCUGUACGUAACAGAACUUGCAUGCCAUUCUCUUGAAAAUGAAGCACCAUGUGUCUUUUCAGCACGGUGGCGCUGUGGGUUAAACCACAGAGCCUAGGACUUGCCAAUCAGAAGGUUGGCGGUUUGAAUCCCUGUGGCGGGAUGAGCUCCCAUUGCUCGGUCCCAGCUCCUGCCAACCUAGCAGUUCAAAAGCACGUCAAAGUGCAAGUAGAUAAAUAGGUACCGCUCCAGCGGGAAGGUAAAUGGCGUUUCCAUGCACUGCUCUGGUUCGCCAGAAGCGGCUUAGUCAUGCUGGCCCCAUGACCCGGAAGCUGUACGCCGGCUCCCUUGGUCAAUAAAGUGAGAUGAGUGCUGCAACCCCAGAGUUGUCCAUGACUGGACCUAAUGGUCAGGGGUCCCUUUACCUUUAAAUGCUUAGCUUUGGAGCGCACAGAUCAGUUCCUCCUCGGUUUCCUUCCCACGUACAACCCCUCUGUCCUUGCAAUAAUGUGAAAGAGGCCUGAACAAGUAGCUGCGUUUAUUUUGGUUUCUCUCUCUCCCGGCCCCCCAACCUCCAGGCUUUCCUUUCCCAUCCACUCAUUCAGCUGCUUUUUGGUCCUUCUUUCCUCUCUGCAGUUUCCAAGUACCAAACCCCAGAGCUUCGGCGGUGUUGCCAGGGGGGCAUGGUGUUGCUGCGCCAAAAGCUGACGUGCGAGGACCGUGCCAAGCGGAUCCAGGGCCCAGACUCCCAGCAGUGUCGCCAAGCCUUCCUGGAUUGCUGCAAAGUUGCUGCAGGCCUACGGCGAAAAUCCUGGGGAUCCCACAGCCUUGGGCGGAGUGAGUCAAGAGAUUGGGAGCCUAGCCAGAUUUAGGGUGGCACGGGCAGUUCCCCCACACAAGGCACUGAACCAGGGGGCGUGCGCAAAAUUGAGAAGAUUGAUAACUGAGAAGACCUACUUGGGGGUUGCAAAAUUGUGGCCUCGCUCAGGGUGCCAUAUUACAGUGGUACUUCAGGUUACAGACUCUGCUAACCCAGAAAUAGUACCUCGGGUUAAGAACUUUGCUUCAGGACGAGAACAGAAAUUGUGCUCUGGCGGCACAGCAGCAGCGGGAGGCCCCAUUAGCUAAAUUGGUGCUUCAGGUUAAGUACAGUUUCAGGUUAAGAACAGACCUCCAGAACGAAUUAAGUUCUUAACCUGAGGUACCACUGUAUCAAAGUUUCUCGUAGGGGCAGACGGGGCUCAUCCACCUGAGAAAGUAGCCCAUCUAGGAGAAGGAAGUCUCUGAUCCAAAACCUCUGCUGCCUUGUGAGAUUUCUUCAGGAGAAGGGAAGGCAGAGAAGGGGUGCAAACUCUAUCCCUCAGCCCAGCUCUCAACAUGGAACCUCCGCUUUCUGUGCAGCACAAACCCAGGAGCUGGAAGAGGACUUAUUCGAUGAGGAGUUCAUUCAAUUGCGGAGCGUCUUCCCCGAGAGCUGGCUCUGGAAAUCGUACGAUGUGGAGCGGACCUUCACGUAAGUAGGUCAGAGAGCUGGGCCUCAAGGCAUCCUGGGAACAGGAGGUAGGUAGACAGAAGACCAGGAUCUGCUGAUAGAUCUCUGGGUGAUUUGCAGUAGAUUAGCAAUGAAAUCUGACUCCCACGGUAGCUGUUGUGGCGUAUAGUUUGUAUGCGGUAGCAUCAUCUCCCGUGAUGCCCUGCCCCCCAAAACUACUGGCUUGCUGAUCUUGCAAAACUACAGUUCCUUUUUUAAUUAUUUUAUUUAUGCUUUUCAGGUUUAUACAUUUCACUAAUUUUACAAUCAUUUUAUCAUUUCAAAACUUGACUUCCUCCUCUUUCUGCAGUUCCUUACAUUUAUUUUUAAUAUCUUCUGCCUAUCCAAAUUAACUUAAUUUGUUCAUUUAUUCAUCUUCUUUAAAUAUAUACUUAUGAAACUGCAGGUUAUUACAAUAAUCCUGCCAAUGUUCUUAUCUGUUUACAAUUUAUCUGUAAAUACUCAAUGAACCAUUUCCAUUCUUUGAUAAAGUUUGUUGUGUUGAUUUCUUAUUCUUCUGGUAAGUUUUGCCAUUUCCACAUACUCCAUUGGUUUAUCUAUCUGUUCUUCUUUUGCUGGGACUUCUGCUUCUUUCCAUUUUUGGGCGAGCAACCUUCUUGCCGCUGUAGUUGCACACAUGAAUAAGUUACUAUUCAGUUUAGGUAGCUCUCUCCCUAUAAUUCCCAAAAGAAUUUGGGGAAAUUAUAGCUCUUUUGCAGAGCUACAGUUCCUGACAUCCUUUUACAUGCUGUAGUUCCCAGCAAUCUCCACGAGUAGAAUAAGGGUGCUUUCAAUACAUUGUGUGGAUGUGGCAGGUCUAAGAUGACUGGGCUUGGUCAUCUGAGGCUUGGUUCUUGAAAUAUACUCGGAGUCGAGAGUGGAUUUCAUGCUUUUUAUUCAGCUCAUAGUGGUGAGGAGGAAUGGAAGUUCCCCCAGAAUGUCUGCUUUAAAUACAAUAUUUACACAAUGGGCCCCACAUGAUUGGCUUACUCUUCCGCCAUGUUGGUCCCUUCCUGCCUCUCACAGUAUAUUUAGGCCCCAUUUCUGUCUCCCACAGGACAAACGUGCUUCUUCCUGAUUCCAUCACCACCUGGGAGAUCCAGGCUGUUAGCAUGUCUAAUACGAAUGGUGAGCUGGGCAUUUUUGUAUUUCUUGGACCAAAACACUGUACUCUCUAGCUGCUGGCACCUUAAAUACUCAUUUAUCCCUUUCAGCGUUUAAUUCAUCCAUUUUCAUUCAACUGACUACACAAACCCAUCAUAACACCCAACCCAUUCUGCCAUGCCGCAUAAGCCUAUAUUAUUAUUUACUGCUUUCUACAAAUGGCACAUCUUCUCAAAACAGUUCUCAAUAUCAGCAUGAUAUCAUGCUGAUAUCAGCAUGCAGUGAAAUAGACUUUUAAAAAAAUUAUAACUGAACAAAACAGCAUUGCAAACAGUACUAAACACCCAAAAGCCAGCAUUAUGCCAGCAAAAUAUAGAAAAACUAUCCAAAUCGAUCCAAAAUAGUAAUCAUGCAGCUCAAAUCUCUUUAAUUAACUGAAGGCUUCAGCAAAGAAAUGAAUCUUUAAGGCCUUUUUAAAAGCCACAAUUCUCAGGGCCUGCUGGAUGUCCAAUGAAAUUGCCUUCAGCAACGGUGCAGCCACCACCAAAAAGGACCCGCGUUUGUGUGUUCACCAGUCUCGCCUCCUUGAUCGACAGGCACCUCAAUAAAGCUUCAGAGGUGCAUUUUCAGGUGUACAUGGCAUCGCACAUGGCACAAAUUGAACACAUUCAUGCGGGGUGGCAACCAAUGGUAGGCAAGUAGGGGUUGUGCCCUUGAAUUCUGUAGUGAGUUAUCCAGGAGAAGGCAUGGCACAUUCAUUAUACAGCUUUUGGUGAAUGUGGAAGGCACACCUCUUUACCUUGAGGUGCAUAUUUUUAGAACCUACCUAAAUAAAAAUAAAAAUAAUAAAAAUGAUUUAUUAUUUAUACCCUGCCUAUCUGGCUGGGUUUACCCAGCCACUCUGGGUAGCUUGCAACAGAAUUUUAAUAAUAAUAAAAAGAGAUAAAACAUCAAACAUUAAAAACUUCCCUAAACAGGGCUGCCUCCAGAUGUCUUCUAAAAGUCAUAUAGUUGUUUAUUUCCUUGACAUCUGAUGAGAGGGCAUUUCACAGGGCGGGCGCCACUACCGAGAAGGCCCUGUGCCUGGUUCCCUGUGUAACCUCACUUCUUGCAGUGAGGAAACCGCCCGAAGGCCCUCGGUGCUGGACCUCAGUGUCCGGGCUGAACGAUGGGGGUGGAGACGCUCCUUCAGGUAUACUGGUCCGAGGCCAUUUAGAGCUCUAAAGGUUAGCACCGACAUUGUGCUCGGAAAAUAUACACCUUAGGGUCCCAGUGCGAGCAAUUAAUAAUAAGGACAAUAAUAAAAUAAUAUCUAUGCCAGGGACCUGCCAGCAAGACGGCAGCUUUCAGCUCAGUUCUGGAAGUCUGUGUUGCCGUUCUGAUCUUUUCUUAAUCCUGUGUCUCCUGCAAAAAGAUACAACCAGGAAACGUCAUUCCCUCCGGUUUUCCGGUUGUCCAUAUUUCCCUCCCUCCCUCCUCCUUCACUGGGGGCUCAUUCGUUCUCGUUCUCUCAGGCAUCUGUGUCUCAGAACCCGUUCGGGUCAGAGUCUUCCAGAACUUCCACAUCUCUCUCCGGCUGCCCUACUCAGUGAAGCAGUUUGAACAGAUCGAGCUUCAGCCGGUUCUCUACAACUACCAGCCUGAGCCCAUCAGCGUAAGCAAAGCCCCCACCAUCUCCUCUCCCUUCCGCUGAUCCUGUGCCUGCACAGGUCACCUGCUUUGGGUGCAGAAGGCCCCUGGUUCACUACCUGGCGCUUCUGCUAGGGACCCUCUCUGGAAACUGAAAUAUACUCAGAGUCGCAAAGUGAUUUCAUGCUCUUUAUUCAGCUCAUAGUGGUGAGGAGGAAUGAAUAAUAGUCCCCUCACAGUAUCUGCUUUAUAUACAUUAUUUACACAAUGGGCUGCACAUGAUUGGCUAAUUCUGGAAUUCUACUGUAAGCCAAUCAGGUUGUGGAUUCACUUCUAUCUGGAGCAGGAUUGGGUGGUUCCUGCCAACCAAUCAUACUGCUGCAUUGUUCUAGGACCAAUCAGACUGCUGCAUUCUGAAUCCUAUUGUUCUAGGACCAAUCAGACUGCUGCCUUUUGGAUCCUAUUGUUCUAGGACCAAUCAGACUGCUACAGUUUGGAUCCUAUUCAACUCAGGACAUAACCCCCCGCCCCUCUAAGUUCCAGUCCUGCCCGGGAGGUCGCAUUCAUAGUCCUCAAGGUAUGCCGGCGGCCUACGUGUGCGUUGUGGCCUGGGGUGUUCCCUGGUCCGGGCUCCGGGUUCUGGCUCGUGUUCCAAGGAUGCUGGCUGUGAUGCGGCUGUUUGGUCUGGUGCAACCGGCUCGCUCAGUCGUGGUUCUGGUUCCGGUGUCCUUUCGGCCUCACGGGUCCUCUCUGUAUUUACUGAUUCUGCCUCUCCUGCUGGCCCCUCCUGCUCUAUGGGCCUCACUGCCCCGCUGUUCCCUUGGGACUCCUCUGACCUGUCCUCCUCCUGGUUUUCUCCCGGGAAUCGUCGCCGUAUCUGGUCGCAGUGGCGGCGCCAGCAUUGCCCCCAUCCGUUAGCACCUCGUACGACACGGGGCCAGUGACCCUGGUGAUUGUGGCGGGUACCCAUGCUGGGCCUGCCCCAAAAUUCUUUGCGUACACUGGGUCCUGGGCCUCGAAGGUCCGGGGUUCCUGCCUUCCCCCACCACUACCUCAUCCUGAGCUCUAUCGGGGUGAAGGCGGUCCAAUCUGAUUGCAAGGCGCCGACCCAUUAGUAGUUCAGCUGGGCUCCGGCCAGUCGUUGAGCUGGGGGUGCUGUGCUGUGCUAGAAGGAAUGUGGCAAGGCGGUACUCCCAGUCCCCUUGCGUCAUGCGGCGAAGGGUGUCCUUGGUGGUCCGCACCAUGCGUUCUGCUUGGCCAUUGGUGGCAGGGUGGAACGGCGCCGAACGGAUGUGGCGGAUGGCGUUCUGCGCUGUGAAGGUUUGGAAUUCUCCUGACGUAAAUGCAGUCCCGUUGUCUGAGACGAGAGUGUCAGGGAGCCCGUGGGUUGCAAACAGCCUGCGUAGUACCCGGAUGGCUGCGGACGUGGAAGUGGACGGUACCAGUGCGACUUCCAGCCAUUUGGUGUAGGAGUCCACCACUAUGAAGAAUGUUUUCCCCUGAAAGGGGCCAGCGAAAUCCACAUGCAGGCGUGACCAUGGUGCUCGGGCGGACUCCCAGGACUGGACUGGGGCCCUUGGGGGAUCUGGGCGGGAUUCUUGGCAGGCCUGGCAGUGUUUGACCCAGGCCUCUAUCUCUCCAUCGAUCCCCGGCCACCACACAUAACUCCUGGCAAGGGCCUUCAUUCUUACUACCCCUGGAUGUGUCUCGUGUAGGGCUGUGAGGACCCUUUUGCAGAGGGGCUGGGGAACAACGACUCUGCUUCCCCAUAACAGGCACCCCUUGUGGGCCGACAGUUCAUGUUUGCGGGUUGUGUAGCCGGCGAAUUCUGGCCCGGGGCUGCUGCUGGGCCAUCCCUCCACACCCAGUCCAGGACCCGGGAGAUGACCCUAUCUUUCUUGGAAUGGUGUGCAACUUCUUGUGCCUGAAUGGGGCGGUCGGGAAGCAGCUCCAGGCUCAUAACCUCUUGUGCAGGUGCUGGGUCAGGGCCUGUUUCCGGUAGUGGUAGCCUGCUGAGGGCGUCCGCAUGGCCCAUCGCCUUCCCAGGUCGGUGAAUCAGUGCAUACUGGUAGCUGGCAAGGAAAAUUGACCACCUGAGGACGCGAGGAGACAGCACUUGGGGGGUCUGCUUUUCGGGGCAAACAAGCCAAGCAACGGCUUGUGGUCAGUCACCACGGUGAAGGGCCGCCCGUACAAGAAAUCAUGGAAUUUUUUUACUCCCUUUACGAUUGCCAGACCCUCCUUGUCGAUUUGCGAGUAGUUCCGCUCGGUUGUGUUGAGUGUCUGGGAAAAGUACGCCACCGGUACCUCUCUUCCAUCCGGGAGUUGGUGCCCCAGGACAGCUCCAAUGCCAUAGGGUGAGGCGUCGCAUGCUAGCACCACCGGCAGCCUCUCGUCGAAGUGUGCCAAGACCGAGUUUGAGACAAGCAAGUCCUUGACUGCCUGGAAUGCGGCCUCCUGGCGCUGGCCCCACACCCAAGGGGCCCGCUUGUCCAGGAGUCUGUGUAGGGGCUCCGCUACCGCCGCCUUGUGGGGAAGGAAGGAAUGGUAAAAGUUCAAUAGUCCCAAGAAGGCCUGAAGUUCAGUCUUGCUCUUGGGCGCUGGGGCAUCACAAAUGGCCCGUACCUUGUCCCCAGUCGGGUGGACCCCUUCUGCGUCCACCAUAAAUCCCAGAAAGUCCACCUGAGGCACUCCUAGUAGACAUUUUUCCCGCUUCACCUUGAGACCCGCCGUCUGGAAACGGUGCAGAACGGUGCGGAGGCGGUCCUCAAACUCCUCUGGUGUGGGGCCGGCAAUCAACACAUCAUCGAAGAAGGGGGUGACGCCAGGAAUCCCUUUAAGGAGAGAGUCCAUUAUAUUCUGGAAUAUGCCUGGUGCCACGCUGACACCGAAUUGCAGCCGCUUUACCCUGAACGCUCCUCUGUGCGUCACAAUCGUCUGUGCCUCUGCUGUGGCCUCAUCUACUGGCAGCUGUUGAUAUGCUUGGGCCAAGUCCAGCUUGCCAAAAAUUUUCGACCCAGCCAGGGUGGCAAGGACAUGGCUGACCACUGGCACUGGGUAUGCGUGGGCCGUGAGGGCCUUGUUUAUGGUACAUUUGUAGUCUGCGCAGAUGCGGACCGAACCAUUAGGCUUGACGGGUGUGACGAUUGGGGUUUCCCAGGGAGCAUUAGGCACCGGCUCCAGCACUCCUUGCUCUACGAGUCGGUCCAAUUCCUCGUCUAUACGGGGUUUCAAGGCGAACGGGACCCGGCGGGCCUUGAGCCUGACCGGUCGUACUGCGGGGUCAAGCUGUAGCGCAAUGGGGGGGCCCGUAUACUGUCCCAAUUUCCCAUCGAAAACCCCUGGAAAUUCCUUGCAUAUGGCGUCCACGUCCACUUGUAAGCUAGUGUGGUUCACCCCAGUGACAGCUAGCCCCAGUGGUCCAAACCAUGCCAAUCCCAGUAAGCUAAUGUAGGGGCCCUUGACCACAAGCAAGUCCAGUUGCCGCGUCCGCCCUCGGUAUUGCACCCUGAAGGUCCCCACCCCCAUUGUGGGGACCUUACGUUUCUGGAAGUCCCGGAGGGUGAAUGGGGCCGGCCUGAGUUUGGGACUCCCAGUAGGUCACAGUUUCCUUAAGGUCCUUGCCGAGAUUAUGGAUAGAGUUGAACCCGUGUCAAGCUCCAUGCGGCAUGGGGCCCCUCUAUCUGUACCUCUACAUAAAUUUUCUCUACGUUGGGGUGGGGCAACUGGUAUACCUGGAAGUCCGUGAGCUCCGUCGAGUUGCCUUGGUGCGUUGGGCCCCGGGACCUGGGGCUCUUGGAUUGGUCAUCUGAUGCCUGGUGUCGGGUGGGCCGAGCCCGACACACCCGGGCGAUGUGUCCCGAUUUUCUGCACUGCCUGCACUCUGCGUUGCGGAAACGGCAGGUCCUCCUCUCGUGACUCUCCCCGCAGCUUGCGCAGUUCCCUCCUUCUCGUCGAGGCAGCUGUGGUCUGUGCGCUGCUUGAGUGCGCUGCUGUACUCGGUGCACCUCCUCCCUGUCGGAUCCUGAGUCGUCGGUGAGGUCUUCAUGGUGGACCCUCGGUUGGGAUGGCAGGCUCGGCCGUGCCUCUUGGGUCGACCUCUCGGCAGCUUCUGUUGCCAGGGCCUCCUCCAGAGCGACCUGGAACGUUAGGUCCUUCUUAGCGUAGAGGCGUCGUUGCAGCUUCUCAUCCUUCAGGCCACCGACGAGGCGGUCACGAAGCAUGUUCUCCAGCUCUGAGAAGUUGCAGAACCGGGCGGCUUGGCGGAGAGAGGUCACAAACCCAGUUAUGGUUUCCCAGGGGCUUGCCGCUUUGCGUAGAAGGCAUUUCGACGAGCCACCACUGAGGGCUGCGGCGAAAGUGCCCCUUCAGCUGUUCCAUUAUUGUUUUGUAUGGAACAGUAGCGACGUCUUCAGGCGCAAGGAGAGCCCGGGCGAUUUCAAACGUCUCCUCUCCGCAGACGCUGAAGAAUAUCGCCCUCUUCUUGGCGUCUUCUUCGUCGGUGACCCCUUUGGCUUCUAGGAGGAAGGUGAAACGGGAGGCGUACGCUUCCCAGUCUCCAGAUGCUGGGUUGAAUGGCGAGAAGCUGCUGUUGGCUGCCAUUCUGAGUUCCUUGUGCCCCGGAGCUGAAGCCUGGAUACACGGUGCGAGGCAGCGGUGCGGCAGUUGGCGGUGCUGCGGUGCUGUGUGUGGCAGUCAGCUCAGCGGGAUCCCAUCCUCGUCGCCAGUGAAAUAUACUCAGAGUCGCAAAGUGAUUUCAUGCUCUUUAUUCAGCUCAUAGUGGUGAGGAGGAAUGAAUAAUAGUCCCCUCACAGUAUCUGCUUUAUAUACAUUAUUUACACAAUGGGCUGCACAUGAUUGGCUAAUUCUGGAAUUCUACUGUAAGCCAAUCAGGUUGUGGAUUCACUUCUAUCUGGAGCAGGAUUGGGUGGUUCCUGCCAACCAAUCAUACUGCUGCAUUGUUCUAGGACCAAUCAGACUGCUGCAUUCUGAAUCCUAUUGUUCUAGGACCAAUCAGACUGCUGCCUUUUGGAUCCUAUUGUUCUAGGACCAAUCAGACUGCUACAGUUUGGAUCCUAUUCAACUCAGUACAUAACAGAAACCCAGGAGAACUGAUGCCAGACAGUGCAGACAACACUGAGGUGACCUGGCAGCUUCCUAUGCGAGUCCCUGGGAACUGCUGUCAGCCCAAAAAAGCCAAGGCAAGCAGCAUGAGGCAGGAACAGGAAGAGUGGAGCUGGUUCCACAGAAGAUUUCUGGGCAGGCAUUGCAAUGAAAUAGCUGAAGAGGGCAAAUAAGAAAGGCUUAUGGCUGUUAAGCAUUGAGGCAAAAGGAUCACUGCCCCACCAACCUCCGCUUGCUCCCACCUGCCUGCCUUCUUACUUUCAACCAAUCAGGAGGCGGCACUACCUGUCAUUGGCUGUGGUUAAUUUUAUUUAUAUAUGUUCUUCCACCGUUGCCUGUGGCCAAAAUAGGCAUUGCAGGUUUUCAAAACGGUACCGAAACUUGUGAAACCUGUUUACCAGAAAGGAAAGCAGGCCGUGCACACGCACCUUUCAGAAUCUAUAUUUGAAAAAAUAAAAUAAACUCCACCUGUGUAUCCACGGUCUAUUCAAUUACGGUAAUUUUUACUUGGGGAAAACCCACUGAAAAGCAAGGCAUGUCAGUUUCGGCAGGUCAGCCCUGAGUAAAAAAAACUCAGUUGAAUGCUGCUUGAUCGGAUUCUUCUGCCUCUUGAUUCUUUCUUUUGUCCCCUUUCUAGGUGUCAGUAUACCUGGAGCCCCAUGAUGGCCUCUGCUCUCCUGCCACUGUAGGCCCGGCACGGAAGCAGCGGGUGGAGGUGCCCGGGAACUCUGCGGUCCCCAUCCCCUUUGUGUUGGUUCCCAUGGGAGCGGCCGACAUCCCCAUCACGGUCGUCGCCCUUGGUGGCUUCGGGGGAGGGGACAAAGUCACCAAGAAACUGAGGGUCGAGGUAAGAGGCCUUUCAUCGCAGGGAAUGUUUUUCCGCUCCCAAGACCACUCUGGGCCAACCUUCUUCUUCUUCUUCUUCUUCUUCUUCUUCUUCUUCUUCUUCUUCUUCUUCUCCUUCUCCUCCUCCUCCUUCUCCUUCUCCUUCUCCUUCUCCUUCUCCUUCUCCUUCUCCUUCUCCUUCUCCUUCUCCUUCUCCUCCUCCUUUGGUGAUCACUCGUAGCCGAGUAAGGUUGUCUUCCAUAAACACUGUUUUAACAGUGAGUCCGUAAGUGACUGUGGAGGCCAAUUCUGGACCCACACGUCCUUCCACAGUGGGGACAUAGGUGUUAUGUCCUUCUUUCCCCCUGCUGUUGCUGUUUUCCAUCAUGUCUUGGGCGAAGCGUAUAUCCCAUGGUUGUUUCAGAAAUUUAUCCAUUUCUCUGUUGUUUAGCAACUUUAACAACAGCUGCAAAAAUCCCUCUGUCCCAGUGAAUAACCUGUUUUCACCAUUUCCCCUCUCAGCCUGGGAAGAGGAGUGGUCUGUUGAAUUGCAGAUGACUCAGUAAUGAACCUUAUCAGUUGCUUGGCAAGUUCACAGACUCCUUUCAUUCUUCCGUCCAACUGAAGAUAAAUGAGCAAUUAUACUUCCAAUUAAAUUAAAUUCCAGGUCCUCUUAGCGUUAUUCCAAUUCUUCUUCAUUUGCAGAAAGAGGGUGCCGUCCAGGUGGAGGAAUAUUCCGUUUCCCUGGAUAGUAAAGGUAGGAGACUUGAACACAGAUCUGAAACCCAGUUCCUGAGGGUGGGUGAUGCAGAAACAACUCUUGGCGUUUAAAUACAGAACACGCAUACAUACACCACACCCAAAGCAUUACGUGGGCUAUAUCCCCCUGUCACCCAUAGGUUGAUAGCAGGUGAGCAUGCUUUUUAAAAAUGGAGAAAGUAAAAAGAAACCCCCAACCUCAAAAGAGAAGUCAGAUAAGGAGGGGGCACCUGAGACCCUCCAGAUGUGCCACCCCCCCCCCCCCCGCCAGCAUGGCUAGUAUUCAAGAGUCCCUUCCAGUAUUGAUGAUAUUUCUUGCACUUAUGGUUUGGAAGAUGGGAGCUUGUGAGCAGAGAGCCUGCACUCUUGCCUGCCUCUAUUUGCAGAGUAGCAUACGCAGUAUAAUAGUAAUAAUAAUAAUAAACCUUUAUUUAUACCCCGCCCUUACUGGUUCAAAAACCGGGCUCAGGGUGGCUAACAACAAAUUUUAAACACUUAAUUAUAAAAGCAGCAUAAAAUACAGUAUAAAAAUGUGAUUAACAAUAAAAUUCAGAAAUCAAAAAUCAAUUUAGGGGAAAUAAGUAUGAGAUAAUCCCCAGGGCUAGCUGGCUGAAUUGGUCCUACUUGGGCCAGCAAGGAGGCCAGGGGAGAAUUAGCUGUGGGGUCUCAGAGCGGGUGAUCUUCAUAAAAGGGGAGGGGGAGGGAAGAGAAGGGAAAUAAAAGAUCAGGCUGAAUUCAAAUUAAAGGCCAGGCAGAAUAGCUCUGUCUUACAGGCCCGACGGAAGGAGGUUAAAUCCUGCAGGGCCCUAGUCUCAUGGGACAGAGCAGUCCACCAGAUCGGAGCCGUCACUGAAAAGGCCCUGGCCCUGGUGGAGGAUUGUCUGACUUCCUUAGGGCCCGGGACCUCUAAACUAUGGUUAUUCAUAGACCUUAAGGUCCUCUGCGGGGCAUACUAGGAGAGGCAGUCCCGUAGAUACAAGGGCCCUAAGCUACAAAGGGCUUAUGUGUAUAGUGUAUAGUGGCAAUCUCCCAAAUUAUUAUGAUUUAUUACAUCUAGGAUCAUCCGAAUGCUUGGCUAUUGGAAAGGAUCAGAGAGCAACAGAGACGUCUUGUGAGCUAGAACAUGAGGAGUGUCACUGUUCCAUUAUAGGGCUACCCAAAAUGCAUCUGGGGUUGCCACUGUCAGAACAGGGUGCUACAUUAUGAUGGGCCCAUGGCCUGAUCCUGCUACAGAGCUCUUCUCACAUUCUUUACGUACAGGAACUUAGCUGCUGUAAGGAAAUUUCAAACAGGCUUUUUGGGGAGGCUGCCUGAUGUUUCCAGGAAGUAGACAGACCAUGGUAGUCUGCACUGGCAAAAGGAGGAGGUUGCGAAUCCCAGAUCCCUAAAUUAUUCGGAAGGGCUGCAGAAGCUGUUGGCUUGGAGUGGUGAGGAGCUACCAAUGUUUUCCCUUCUUUUUUCCCCGUUCGAGACAGAUGGGCGCACCAGAACGGUGGAGAUUUCAGGCGAGAUUCCCUCCAACGCCAUUCCCGGCAGCGACUUCAAGAUGAGCGUCCGUUUGACAGGUGCAAGGAACAAGCCAGAGAGGAAAUCAUGGAAUUGUAGAGUUGGAAGCCCUUGCAAAGCAGGAAUCUUGAUGCCAAACCUUCCUUUAGUUUCACUUGUUCUCCAGCUGGCAGUUAAAAGAUUUCCAGAUUGUAGCGGCACACUGGCAUGGCAGACUUAAACCGGUUUGGAUCAAGCAAGCAGGGGACGCUGUGGGUCUCUAACAGAGAAUUAUCAGCACCUUAAACAAACAUAAUAAUAAUAAUAAUAAUAAUAAUAAUAAUAAUAAUACAGUGGUGCCCCGCAAGACGAAUGCCUCGCAAGACGGAAAACCCGCUAGACGAAAGGGUUUUCCGUUUUGGAGGUGCUUCGCAAAACGAAUUUCCUAUGGGCUUGCUUCGCAAGACGAAAAUGUCUUGCGAGUUCCUGCGGGGUUUUUUUCCUCCCCCCCCUUUUUCCCAAGCUGCUAAGCCGCUUAUCAGCUGAUCCGCUAAGCCGCUAAGCCGCUUAACAGCUGAUCGCUAAGCCGCUUAUCAGCUGAUCUGCUAAGCCGCUUAACAGCUGAUCCGCUAAGCCACUAAGCCGCUUAUCAGCUGAUCCGCUAAGCCCGCUAAGCCGCUAAUAGCACUAAUCCGCUAAACCGCUAAUGGGCUUGCUUCGCAAGAUGAAAAAUCCGCAAGACGAAGAGACUCGCGGAACGGAUUCUUUUCGUCUUGCGAGGCACCACUAUAAUACCUAUUUUUCUGUUUGUUAAGGGAGACCCCUGUUCCCCUCCCAGAGCUACAAUUCCUAGCAUGGCUUAACAAUCAAUUCUUCACAGGGAAAUUUGGGAGAGGAAUAGUCUCCUAACAGCUCCUUUAGCAAACUGCACCUCCCAUAAUCCUUUGCAGGAAGCCAUGACAGUUCAAGGUGGUGCCACAGUGCUUUAAAUGGACUGUGUUGCUGCGGCCCGGGCCUUGUGCAAACAUUGUUUUAAAAGCAUAACAGUUGGCUGGGGUUGUGGUAGGGGUAAGAUGGGAAAUAGUUUUGUUGUUUUCCCUCGCUGGCCCGUGCCGUGUUCUGAACCAUUGUUUUGCCUUGGGCCACCAGGCUCAGUGCCUGCGGACGUCCUUCAGAGCUCCCUGACCCCGGACGGCCUCUCGUCUCUGCUGAGGGUUCCCCAGGGAUGUGGGGAGCAAACCAUGGUCCUGCUGGCCCCCGGAGUCUAUGCCAUGCAAUACCUGGACAAGACAGAGCAGUGGCUGCACCUGAAGCCAGAGAGCAAGGAAAAAGCGCUGGAAAACCUCCGUUCAGGUGAUGGGCCAUGAUGCAUGCUGGGAGACGCAAAGGGGAUGCGCUGAGCUGUAUUAACUUACAAAUUACUGCACACGCCCCGGUAAUUUACACACCUGCAAUUUUCACAAGGAAAAAGCAUACUGUAAAAUUAUAUAUAAACAGACUGGCCAUGUUCAUCCUUAGCUAACAGCUCAGUAGCCCAAAGAGGCAGCAGCACUGAUUGGCUGGUGCCUGUGACGCCACAACUCCACCUCCCCAUCCUGCCUUGCAGUCUAUCUCCAUGUGCCAAUUGGAGCAGGCCAAUUUGGGGGGUGGGCAGGGAGGUAGGAGGACCAUUUGGCCUUGGCCUCAAGCUCAGAGAGACUUCCCUAGAGCAUGGAUCAGCUGAGGAUCUCCCACUUAAUCAGCAUCCAUUCGUUCGCUUUAAGGAUCUGCCAUCACUUACGCAUGGCCCCUGAAGGAUCCUGGCCUGUUUCUUCCUUUACCCCUAUGCCGCCAAAAAUAAAUCUAAAACUAGGAAAUCCUUAUGGACGUUUUGCAGAGAGGAAGCAAAGCAGCCAUGAUAGGUGUCUUUUGGGUGUUUGCCUUUUGCACUGCAGGCUAUGAGCGGAUCCUCACUUUCCGGAAGUCGGAUGGAUCCUAUGGAGCUUGGAUCACCCACCCCAGCAGUGUCUGGUGAGACUCAGCACUACGAAGGAGGCGGGAGGAGAGGUUCUGGGUGCGAGUAUUGGGAUGGUGCCAUACUAGACCUGCUUAAUCAAUCUUUAUCCCAAUCCCCUUGCACUGCAUGGUUAGGCCAUGUCGGGUCUUCAUUUGGCCUUGGCUCUCAGUGAGCGUUUGUCCUGCAUUCUGCUUGCUUUGCAAGGUGUUUUACGUGUCUUCCCAUUAUUCAUCCCCCUCAUUCCCUUAUUUCAAGGCCUUUCCAUGUCACUUUUCAAAUCACAAAGAAGUCCAGUUCUUUUUUAAAAAAGUGGAUUUGCUGCAUUAGGCCUGCCCUGUUGCUCAGAUAAUAAUAAUAAUAAUAAUAAUAAUAAUAAUAAUAAUAAUAAUAAUAUAUUUAUACCCCGCCCAUCUGGCUGGGUUUCCCCAGCCACUCUGGGCGGCUUCCAACAAAAUAUUAAAAUACAAUAUUCCGUUAAACAUUAAAAGCUUCCCUAAGCAGGGCUGCCUUCGGAUGUCUUCUAAAUGUCAGAUAGUUGUUUAUCUCCUUGACAUCUGAUGGGAGGGCGUUCCACAGGGCGGGUGCCACUACCGAGAAGGCCCUCUGCCUGGUUCCCUGUAACUUGGCUUCUCGCAGUGAGGGAAGCGCCAGAAGGCCCUCGGCGCUGGACCUCAGUGUCCGGGCUGAACAACAGGGAUGGAGACGCUCCUUCAGGAAUACUGGACCGAGGCCGUUUAGGGCUUUAAAGGUCAGCACCAACACUUUGAAUUGUGUUCGAAAACGUACUGGGAGCCAAUGUAGAUCUUUCAAGACCGGUGUUAUGUGGUCGCUCCCAGUCAGAUAGUUGUUUAUCUCUUUGACAACUGAUGGGAGGGCGUUCCACAGGGCAGAAGGCCCUUGGCACUGGACCUCAGCGUCCGGGUAGAACGAUGGGGGGGAGACGCUCCUUCAGGUAUACUGGAAAGGAAGUGGUCUGGCAGCCCCCAAGCACUUGCAGGCACAAACCAUAUUGUCAUACAUGUGGGUAAAAUGAUUCAUUGUUAACGUUAGGAUUUUGAUUAAUUGGGAUAUGGAUGAAAGUGCAGAACUAUGCCAGGCAGGGAAUUCAGGGAAAUCCUGGGCUGGCUUAUGCAAACCAAUCUGGCUGCCUAUGGGGAGAAGAGCAGUUACAAAAAGGUGUUGAAGGGCCUUUGAGGUGAGGAAUCCUUUAGCAUCCUGUUACCAAGGUGAUGGAGUGUGUGUUUGAGGGGACAGGAAAAAGGAGGUUUGAAGCAAGGGUUUCUGGGAGUAAGCAGGGCUGAGAUCCAUCUUGGUGAGAAGAGGAAAGACUGAAGGUGUAAAUGGGCAAAUGAGCCCUAUUUGUCAAAGCACGACAGUCUCUGCUGUGUCUUCUAUUCUCCAAAGGGACACAAACCCUGUGUGUGUGCCUGGGAUGCCAUGGGCUCUUGCCACCGCUUGCAUAGCUGUCAACGUUUCCCUUUUUUUAAAGGGAAGUUCCCUUAUUCUGAAAAGGAUUCCUCGCAAGAAAAGGGAAAAGUUGACAGCUAUGACUGCUCGGCAGAGAGAGGGGCAGGCACCUGACUUUCGUAGCAGCAUUAGUUGCUUUUGACUGAUCUAGCAGCAUCAAAAGGACUGUUGUGGCCUCUGAGUUUUAUGGUAUGUGCUUGAAAACCUCCAAUUUAAUGCCGACCGCUUGCAGGCACCCCAAGUCAGCCGAGCAGUCCCUGCAGCCAUGUUCAGUGCCUCCUUUUUAAAUACGAGCUCCCAUUAAGGGCCCUGGAUGCGCAUGCACACACAAUCUCCACACCUGUGUCUGAUUAUUCGCCCGUCCUCCGACUCUCCUUCCCUCCAGGUUGACGGCUUUCGUAACAAAGGUUUUGACUCUGAGCCGCGAGUACCAAGAGGUGGAUGAGGCCAAGAUCCGUGAGACGGUGCAGUGGCUGCUGAAUAAGCAAAAAGAGGAUGGUUCCUUCGAAGACCCACAUCCUGUCUAUCAUCGGGAGAUGCAGGUAAGCUCCUGAGCAAACAUUAAAAAAUCAAACCUAAUGAAAACUCACCGGCGUUUUCAUGCAAAUUUAUCCUAAUUAACACAUUGGUUUAUGUACACAUUUUUGCAAGCACUUUCCCCAUAAUAUAAUGCAUUUCACCAAUAUCUUCAUUUUUACGCCCACUAUUAUUGUAAACUUUGUCUGGAGAACUGCAUCACAAAAAUCAGGUGAGUGCAAAUUUCAAAGGAUGGCUGAGUUUUGGUUUCUAUUGUGACUCGGAAAGGGUGAAUCGAUUCUCCGUCAGCCAUGCGUUCCCUUGUCUUUCCUCCCCAGGGUGGCGUUGGCGGCCUUCAUGGAGGCACCUCGCUCACGGCGUACAUCACCAUUGCGCUUCAGGAGGCCUUGGCUGUGUACAAAGAGGAGGAGUCGGAUCCAGAGCAGGAAAGAGCAAAGCAGGAACAGCUGAGCCGACUGGUAAGAAGCAAGGGAAGGCUGCGGUGGCGGGGCAAGCAGAAAAUAUGUGCAGUGAGGUUACAGGGAACCAGGCAGAGGGCCUUCUCGGUGGUAGCUCCCACCCUGUGGAAUGCCCUCCCAUCAGAUGUCAAAGAGAUAAACAACUAUGUGACUCUUAUUCUUAUUCUUAUUCUUAUUCUUAUUCUUAUUCUUAUUCUUAUUCUUAUAUUAAGAAACCACUGGAGAGCCAGUUAAUAUGCUGGACAUGGAAAUCCAGCCAGCCCAGAAUCUCCAUUUUUAACUUUUUUAUUAAAAAAAACACACAAUCAAGUUUCUAUCCCUCAUGGCACCUGACACCUGGCUGAUCCUGCCUCUUCCUGCCCAGGCAGCAAGACUCCUCACCUCCUUCCCUUCCUCCUCCCUUGACAUCACUGUAAUGUUGCAUGUCCCACCUUGCUGUGUUCUUCUGGCAAAUUGCAAGCUACAAACACUCAAAUACGUAUCAAUCAAUGUUUGCUUUUCCUUCUUUUCCAGAGAAACGGCCUGGCUCAGGCGACUGCCUUCCUUUCCCGCAAGCUGGAGGAUCAGUCCCUGGGCCCGUACCCUGUCGCCAUCACCAGCUACGCCCUGUCGAUCGCUUCCGACGACAAGUCAGCCAUUGCGAGUGCCGGCGUCCGCCUGAAGAGUCUCGCUACAGAGGACAAAAGUAAUUGCCCUCAAUCCCAAUAAAACUCUGGCCUUUCAGAUUCCGAGCUAACGCACGAGAUCCUGGCCACGCGUGUGUGUCCCCUUCCCCAAUACAUCGCAUCUGCAUGGCCCCUACAUUCUGUCCUUUCGUGUUUCUUCCAGACAACACCAUGAUGUUCUGGGCAGUGGAGGAGAAGGACCGGCUGCAGAAUGAGAAGAAACCUGGCCGGGUGCCUCCUGCUUCAGCCAUCUCGGUGGAGGCCACCGCAUACGGGCUCCUCUACCUGUUGCAGAAAAACGACAUUGCGUCAUCAGGCAAGGUGGCUCGGUGGCUGACGGAGCAGAGGAACUAUGGGGGUGGCUUCAGAUCGACCCAGGUAUGGUCUCCCGCAGGGCAUGUUUACAAAACGGAGGGACUUUUUUUAUUAAAGAUUUUCUUGAUUUACAAAAGUGUCUCUUAUCUCCUAUUUCCCCCCCCCCAUGUAACAUUUUUACAAAUCAGUUUCAUUUGUUGAGACAUUAGGAAGAAAAGGGGGAAAGAGGUGGAGAGGGGGGAAGAUAGGUGGGAUCGGGUGGCGAUGUUUCUAUUUUACUUACUAUAUGUAGGGUUUGGUGUCAGCGUUGCUUGUGCAGGUUCUUUGCUGUUCACUUGUGUUCCUUUGGUGGUGAGAGAGGUUGGGAUUGGCUUAGGGUGUGAUUGUUCAUUUGUGGUUGGCUGUGGUGGUCAUUGUUUUCAUGUGAGAGUGGGGUGGGUGGGUGUUUUGGAUCACGUCCUGGAGGAAACUCUUGAGAGUCCCAUGGACUGCAAGAAGAUCAAACCUAUCCAUUCUGAAAGAAAUCAGCACUGAGUGCUCACUGGAAGGACAGAUCCUGAAGCUGAGACUCCAAUACUUUGGCCACCUAAUGAGAAGACUCCCUGGAAAAGACCCUGAUGUUGGGAAAGAUGGAGGGUACAAGGACGACAGAGGACGAGAUGGUUGGGCAGUGUUCUCGAAGCUACCAGCAUGAGUUUGACCAAACUGAGGGAGGCAGUGGAGGACAGAAGUGCCUGGCGUGCUCUGGUCCAUGGGGUCACGAAGAGUCAGACACGACUAAACGACUAAACAACAACAACAGCCAUAUUGAUUUGUAUGCUGUUGGUGGAUUUUUGUCGUUGCCUUUAGGGCUGUGUAUGUGAUAAAGGGGAGCCAUACAUCUGUCAGUUUCAGUUUAUUGGUUAAUUUUUCUAGUAGGGGUCUUUCCCAUACUAUUUGGUACCACUGGUCCAUGAUUACCAAACGGAGGGACUAUUGAUGGCCACCAGCUCAGGUGGCUUUCAAGGGCGCUUUGACGAAUCCACGGAGGGUAGUCUUUGUGGCUGCUGGCCAUCAUUUCUCAAAUUCUCAGGGACUAGCCCAGUGCAGGCUGUGUUUUCCCACUCAAACUCUCAUAAACUGGCCCACUUCUCUCUCCUUUCAGGACACAGUGAUGGCGCUAGAAGCUCUGUCCCGCUAUUGGAUCAGCUCCUUCGAGGAGGAGGACAAUGAGCUGAAAGUGACCCUCAGAAUCCCCGGGAAAAGCUUGCCGAGGACCUUUACCUUUGGGCGGUCGAAUGAUCCGAUCCAGGAAGAACUUCAGGUGAGGGUUCGGGGUAGGGAUUCCUGCCAAACUAGGAUUCCGGACACUCGCCUGAUUCGAUUUGGGCAGAUCAGCCUGACCUGGGGUGGAUCGUGAGAUCCCUUCAGAAUCCAUAGUCCCACAGGCCCCUUCAUGAGGCAAACCCUGGGGGCUGCUGUUGCCGUGUGGGUAUUACAGUAUUAUUUGGUCUGGCCAUUCACUUUCCCUCCUCGUUUUUCUCCCACCUUCAGUUUUCCAUGGGAAGUAACAUCAAUCUGAAAGUGGAAGGGAAGGGGAAAGGAACUCUAACCGUGAGUAGCUUCAUCAUUUGUCUGCUUUGCUUUUAAUUAAAACCAACUGCUUCUCCCUCAUUUGUAUAAGCUUUAUAUUCAGGAAGGGCUGCAAUGUGCUCUAAGUGGGGCUACCUUUGAAGGUGACCUAGAAACUGCAACUAAUCCAGAAUGCAGCAGCUAGAUUGGUGACUGGGAGUGGCCGCCGGGACCACAUAACACCGGUCCUGAAAGACCCACAUUGGCCCCCAGUAAGUUCCUGAGCACAAUUCAAAGUGUUGUUGCUGACCUUUAAAGCCCUAAACAGCCUCGGUCCAGUAUACCUGAAGGAGCGUCUCCACCCCCAUUGUUCAGCCCGGACACUUGAGGUCCAGCUCCAAGGGCCUACCGGUGGUUCCCUCAUUGCGAGCAGUGAGGUUACAGGGAACCAGGCAGAGGGCCUUCUUGGUAGUGGCACCCACCCCGUGGAACGCCCUCCCUUCAGAUGUCAAGGAAAUAAACAACUAUCUAUGAUUUCUAGAAGACAUCUGAAGGCAGCCCUGUUUAGGGAAGUUUUUAAUGUUUGAUUCUAUUUUUAAUAUAGUCAUACCUUGGGUUACAGAUGCUUCAAGUUGUGUUUUUUCAGGUUGCGGACCUCCGAAACCCAGAAGUACCAGAACGGGUUUCUGGGUUUCGGCGGUCAUGCAUGCACAGAAAUGCUAAAUCGCGCUUUGUGCAUGUGCUGAAGCACCGAAUCGCAAACCGUGCGUGCGCAGACACGGGUUGUGACCGCUGCGGGUUGCGAACGUGCAUCCCACACGGAUCACGUUUGCAACCCAAGCAUCCACUGUAUUCUGCUGGGAGCUGCCCAGAAUGGCUGGGAAAACCCAACCAGAUAGGAAGGGUAUAAAUAAUAAAUAAUAAAUAAUAAAUAAUAAAUUAUUCUUAUUCUUAUUAUUAUUAUUAUUAUUAUUACUACUACUACUACUACUACUACUACUGUUACUACUAUUACUACUACAGCCCCCCACCCUGCCUCACUUUCUACCUGAAGCCUGUCAGCUUCCUCCUCCUUAGGCUGCGACUCCUGGGCUCUGAACAACCUUUACUCCAGUGUCGCUACUGCGAGUGCACAGCUUGAGAGCAAGGAGGAGCACUCCUCUUCUGUCUCUGUUCCCUUCCAGGUCCUGAAGCAAUACCACGUCUUGGCUGUGCAAAACACUUCGUGCCAGACUCUCGGGCUGCAGGUGGACGUGAGUGGUUCUUUUCAGCGUGCACGUAAGUCUGGGCUUCAGAUUCCAGUUCUAUGAUUCUGCAGUUGGGGAGACCGCCACUCUCCACAUUAACCACCACGGACUCCACUAUUGCCCUCUGAGGCCCUUCUCUGUGAGCCCGCUCCACGAGAGGUUUGGAGGGCCGCAAUGCAAGAGCAGGCCUUAUCAGUGGUGGCUCCUCAAUUGGGGGACGCUCUCCCCAGGGAGGCUCGCCUGGGACCUUCGUUACUUGUCUUUAGACUCCAGGCAGAAAUUUCUUUCCUCUGGGCCUUUGGCGUUGAAUUAUCCACAGCCUUCUUGAGUGGUACCUCAGGUUACAUACGCUUCAGGUUACAUACGCUUCAGGUUACAGACUCUGCUAACCCAGAAAUAGUGCUUCAGGUUAAGAACUUUGCUUUGGGAUGAGAACAGAAAUCGUGCUCCAGCUGCACGGCGGCAGCAGGAGGCCCUAUUAGCUAAAGUGGUGCUUCAGGUUAAGAACAGUUUCAGGUUAAGUACGGACCUCUGGAACGAAUUAAGUACUUAACCUGAGGUACCACUGUACAUCUGUCAUGAAUCUCCCAGCAUUCAUCAAGUGUUAUGAGCGAAAGAGGGGGGAACUUUUCUCCAGCCACUGCAUAAUUUUAUAAACUUCUAUUAUGUCAACUCGCCUCUAAACUCAAAUGUCCCAAAUGCCACAACUGUUGCCAGUAGGGAAUUUGCUCCAUCCCCUUGACCAUCUUGACCUUUUUCAACUCUGUCCGCAACAGCCGACGUAUUAGACUACUACUAUGAAUAUGAAGAUUACGGCCCAGAGGAUUCUGAGCCGAAAGCAGACCCUGCCGACCAGCCGUUGUCACCGAUCGAAGUCUUUGAUGCCCGCCGACGCCGCAGGAGGGAAGCCAAAGACCCUGGGCAGGAGCAGAAGGACGUCACCUACAAUGUCUGCUUCUGGUAAGGUUUGAUGAAUGGACAUUUCUUGAACAGGCAUAAUAUUCUGGUUCUAACCAGAACUAGGCCAUUUUGAGGAGGAAAGAACUCCCUUCCUCUCUUUGAGCACUGCCUUUUAGGGGAAGGCAAGUAUUUGCCUGGGUCCAGUAGUGGCAUGCUAGCCCAACACUCUAUAGCCGAACACUCUAACCAUUGUGCAAUAUUGCCGCUACCUGAAUAUCCUUUCCCUAACCUUUUUGUUUUCAAUUCUUUCCUCCCUACAGGAGACAAACAGGGGCUCAUGUCUCUGGCAUGGUUAUCGUGGACAUCACCCUGCUGAGCGGCUUCCAUCCGGAUGAGAACUACCUUGAGGAGGUGAGCGGAGGCUGUGCGGGCAUUUUGGCAUUUGACAAGGCUCAGGGUCCAGGCCUGCCAAGACCCCACCAAGUCCCGUCAAGUUCCCUUCCCCGUGGGGCCUUUAGAUAUGCAUCAGCACAAGUGCAGGCUGGUCCAUUAGCACACCAGCCUUCCAACAAAUGGCUGGGCCCAGCCUAGUAUUAUGGGCCACCACUCAGUCUGCUGUAAUAAUAAUAAUUCCCAGCCCAUCUGACUGAGCUGCCUCAUCUGCUAGAGCCUCAUCAGGACAAAGGACUGUGGCGAUGCUGUUCAGCUAUGAGAACCUUAUCCUGCUUAGUUGCCUCAAUGGCUAUUAUUAUUAUUAUUAUUAUUAUUAUUAUUAUUAUUAUAUUUCAAUUUUUAAAAUUAAUUUUCCAAAAAAAAUUAACACAAACAAACAAACAUAAAUCCUAGCCAUAAUUAAACCAAUCUUAAUAACAUUGUUAAGUGACUUCCUCAAAUCCCCUUGGUUGAAUUUCAUUGUAUAUCAUUUUAACAGUUUUCCAAAAUUAUUAUUAUUAUUAUUAUUGCCACAAUGGCCAUAUUCUCUGCUGUUGGGGGCAUCACCAGAUGUCAAAGAGAAAAACAACUACCAGACUUUUAGAAGACAUCUGAAGGCAGCCCUGUUUAGGGAAGCUUUUAAGGUUUAAUAGAUUAUUGUAUGUUAAUAUUCUGUUGGAAGCUGUCCAGAGUGGCUGGGGAAACCCAGCCAGAUGGGUGGGCAAUAAAUAAUUUAUUUAUUUAUUUAUUUAUUUAUUUAUUUAUUUAUUUAUUUAUUUAUUUAUUUAUUUUUUAUGCCCCUUAGAGCUCAUGCAGACUUUCCUGUGACCUUCCCCCGGGGAAACUUGAUCUUUAGCGCUGAAGCAGAGCAAACAUUGGGCACCUGGUCCAAUUCAGUGCUAAAGAGUGAGUUUUCCUGAGGGGAAAGCGGCAGAGCACAUGAGAAGCUGCUCAGACCUGUGUCUAAGAAGCGCAGGAUGAGAGGGAACCUUUUUGGACGAGCCUUCAAUUCCAGUGGGCGGGAAUUGCAGGUGGGGAGAGAGUAGGGCUUCUGUCCUCAGGCCCUCCUUUCGGGGUUUCCAUGGCGGGGUCCGGUUGGCCGCUGCAAGAACAGAACGCUGCACCUGACCCAGCUCUUCUUACGACUCUCCUGUUUGCCGGUUCACCUCCUUGUUUCUUUCCUUGAUCUCCCAGCUGCGAACUCUCCCCGAUCAAUACAUCAGCCACUGGGAGAUCCAAGGACGGCGGCUGCUGCUCUACUUUGACUCGGUGAGAGCGAUGCGUGCAGGAUUAUGCCACGAGAACGGAGGCAGUGGGGGGCAGGGAGGAAGGGCAGCUGCACAGAGGAGUUCAGAUAAACUCUCCCCGCCCCCCAUUGUAAUGUGCAAGAGGCCAGGAUGGCACCCACCCAACCUGCCUUUGGGCUAUAUGGCACUAAACCUUUUUUAUCUGAGCGAGGGCCACAUUUGCUUCUCUGCAACAUUCUGGGGGCCGCAUGCCAGAGGUGGGCAGGGCCAAGGGGUGAAAGUGGGUGGAGCAACAAAGGUCAAUUCUGUCCUUGUACACUAGGCUAGUUUCUAUGCACUCUGACACCUGCUUCUCUAUCCUCCACCCAAAGAAGCAAGAGUUCGAAGGGCACCUUCCAGCCAAGCAGCUGGAGUCACCUCCCUUUUGAAGUGACUGGCCUAGUGAGCUUAAUGGCUGAGUGGGGAUUCGAACUCGGAUCUCCCUGCUUACAGCACAAAACCAACUCUGAAAUGAUAUGCAGGAGGCCCUGGAUUUGGUCCCUCACAUCUCUACUUAUCAGGGCUUUUGCCUUUGGAGGACUGCUUCCACUUCGCAUAGACGGCACUUGGCAAUCACACCUGUGCCCUUCUGAUGUUUUGGGCUCAGUGGAGGCCUUGCCAGCCUCAAUCUGCCUCCAGCCUGCCACGUUACUUACAUCCCAUCCAGCGGGUGGCGCUGGCUGUCAGCCUCCUCCUUCCUUGGUCUCAGCAUUGCCGUUAUAGAACUCAGCAGAGAGGAGGAGAUAACGCAUUGCCUGUGCCCGCCAUUGGCUCUGGCGCCACCUACUGGCGGCCUCCCUGCCUCCUGCCCUAUCACUUUUUAUACCGUAUUUUAUGUUGUUUUUUGCUGUAUCACAGUUAAGUGUUUUAAAUUUGUUGUUAGCCACCCUGAGCCCGGUUUUCUGAUUAUUAUUAUUUAUUAUUACCAGUACCAGUGACCCCUGUGCUACCUCGGAGCUGAUAGUUAUCCAAACCAUUUGGAGGGCAUCAGGUUGGGGGAAGCUGGGGGAGAUUGCCCAGCGGCCUGAUCCAAUAUAAGGAAGCUUCAUAUGUUUCCUUUACAUUAUUGUUGUGCUCCCCCUCUGGGCUUUGUGUUGGAUUUUUGCCUCUGAUCUUUUUCAGUCGCUUUUUGCAGUGGUUUAGUUGGUUGGCUGCUUCGUUUACUUAUUUCAGAGGUGGUUGUGCUGCUCAGCUCCCGCUGGCCACUGUGAGAAUAGGAUGCUAGACAAGACAGGCCACUAGAUCGAUACAGCAGGCAAGGGCUUUCUCCUACGUUCUUAAAUAUACCCAUCUAUAGGUGCCAGCAUCCGGACGCGAAUGCGUAUCGUUUACAGCAAAGCAGCUGGUGCCUGUGGGGAAAAUCCAGCCAGCCAGUGCCACCAUCUAUGAUUUUUAUGAACCAGGUAAGUGAUUGACAGGUCACAGGGCCUGAGGGGGGGCGGGGGAAGCAGGCUGCAUCUUUCUGGUGGAGCAAAGGUUUAGUAGCUGCGGCCUUAGGGAGCAGGAGAGCGUUGCCUUUGCUGGCUGUAGCAGGCAAUUAAGGGAUAAUUUUUGCUUAUUAAAUCGUAACCUGACAUGACAACAUUCUCCUCAGUUUGAGAUUGUGAUUGAAUUACCACAUGCAAAACUACCCAGGUUAAUUUUAACAGGAGUUGCUUGCAGCUUAAAACCUAGGCAGAGAGAGAGGUGCUAUGUCUGAAUUAGGCCAGAGUGUUUUCCAUGCAUGAAAUGUUCUGGAGAAGUUUGAUAUUUUCUAUCCAGGGGAUUAACUUAGGUUGGCUCUGGGCGGGAGUCAAAUGAGUUUUUGAAUUCAUGGAACAAGAUUCUCCCCUCCCUUUGUGUGCUGCCACAACCCCUAAAUCUGCUUUGGAGCAGUGGGAGAAUUUCCAGUGCAGGUUUGUGGGGUAACUCAGUGAGAAGAUAGGGAAGGAAAGCGCUAUUGGGGGGGGGGGAUUAUUGGGUUGUUUUUGGUUUUAUUUUGUAUUUUUUGUUUUUGUGAUUUUAUGUUGUAACCACCCGGAGAUCUGCAGGCAUAGGACGGUAUACAAUUUAAUUAAUUAAUUAAUUAAUUAAUUAAUAAUAACCUCAUUCACUUUCUGAAAAAAGUUGAAUAUGCUGAGGUUUUCGUGAUAAGCAAAUGUAUUUUCUUUUAUUUAUAAAAAUAUUUCUAUACCACUACAGUGGUACCUCGGGUUACAGACUCUUCAGGUUACAGACACUUCAGGUUACAGACUCCGCUAACCUGGAAAUAGUACCUCGGGUUAAGAGCUUUGCUUCAGGAUGAGAACAGAAAUCGCGUGGCAGCGGGAGGCCCCAUUAGCUAAAGUGGUACCUCGGGUUAAGAACACUUUCAGGUUAAGAACGGACCUCCAGAAUGAAUUAAGUUCUUAACCCGAGGUACCACUGUAUUCGCAAAAAACCACCACCCAUCAGAGUAGUUUGCAACAAUUGUACAUAACUCCAUAAAAUAAAACAAAACAUUAAAUAGUUAAAAUAAGAAAGCAGCUGACUAUUUCGGAAAUAUGCGUUCUUGAUUGCCUGUAUGGGUCUGGAAUAGAAGACUUGUCCACAGGCGUUUAAAACUUGAAACAGAAGGCAGCUGCUGGAUCUCUGUUGGCAGAGUAUUUAUUCCGCGAUCCUGGGCUGAUGAUGCUAAAGGCUUGGUUUCUUGUUGUGGUCAAAUGAACCUAACCAACUUGAGGAAUGACUAUGGCAAUCACAGAGAUCAGGGUGGGAUAUAAUGGUUUAUGUUCCCUGACAUACUCUGGACUUGCAAAUUAACGGAAGGACUUUGAACCUGGAUCAGGUUCACAAAAGCUUAUUACAAAAUUGUUGUUGUUGUUAUUUCUAUAUCGCUUUAUAUUUCUAAAAAAUAAUCUCAAAGUGGUUUGCAACACAUUAAAACAUCAAAUAAAACAAUCCAGACUGAAACAUUACAGUGGUACCUUGGGUUAAGUACUUAAUUCGUUCCGGAGGUCCGUACUUAACCUGAAACUGUUCUUAACCUGAAGCACCACUUUAGCUAAUGGGGCCUCCUGCUGCCGCUGCGCCACCAGAGCACGAUUUCUGUUCUCAUCCUGAAGCAAAGUUCUCAACCCAGGGUACUAUUUCUGGGUUAGCGGAGUCUGUAACCUGAAGCGUAUUUAACCUGAAGUGUAUGUAACCCGAGGUACCACUGUACUGAAUAAAGUCAAAUAUAAAACAUACAUUCAAUGCAACGUAAUUAACAGGAAACUCAAACGCCAUCUUAAAGAAUGAAAAAAAGACCAUUACAAAGGAGGUCAGAAUGCACAUUUAACAAAGUUAACAAACAAAAAAUUUACCAGUUACAGAUAGGUAGCCGUGUUGGUCUGCCAUAGUCAAAAUAAAAAAAAUCCUUCCAGUAGCACCUUUAAGACCAACUAAGUUAGUUCUUGGUAUGAGCUUUCGUGUGCAAGCACACUUCUUCAGAUACACUGAAACAGAAGUUGCCAGAUCCUUCUAUAUAGUGAGAAGGUGGGGAGGGGUACUACUCAGAAGGGUGGUGGGAAUGUGAGAUUGGCAGAUAGCUGGGAUGAGCCUGCUGACGACUCUUAACGACUGUAAUGGGUCUUACAGGAAAAGGCAAGGGGUGAGAAGGUGAGAAAUGGCUUAGUCAUGUAUAAUGGGAUAAGAAUCCAAUGUCUUUGUUCAAACCAGGUUUCUCCAUGGUUUUAAGUUUGGUAAUGAGUUGCAAUUCACCUUAAAAAAAAUUUACCUUAAGCAUUUCAGACAAAAGCAAGUCAAAUAUAAAUUGCAUAUUUAAAGCAGCAUAACAAACAAGGGAAUAAAAUAUUAUCCCAAGCUUAGGACGUAUCUGUUGCUGUUGCCACCAGACCUGCCAAAAGUGGUUCAUGGCAGGUGAUGGCUGUGGAAGCCCAGUGUUAUGUACUGAGUUGAAUAGUAUCCAAAAUGCAGCAGUCUGAUUGGUCCUAGAACAAUAGGAUUCAGAAUGCAGCAGUCUGAUUGGUCCUAGAAAAAUAGGAUUCAGAAGGCAGCAGUCUGAUUGGUCCACAGGAGCCACCCAAUCCAGUUCCAGGUGGAAGUGAAUCCUCAACCUGAUUGGCCUACAGGAGAAUCCCGGAAUUAGCCAAUCACUAAUUGCCCAUUGCGUAAAUAAUGUAUAUAAAGUAGAUGUUUUGGGGGAACUUCCAUUCCUCACUACUAUGAGCUGAAUGAAGAGCAUGAAAUCCACACUCGACUCUGAGUAUAUUUCCCCAGGCUCGAUGACCUGACUCUGCACUAAAGAGACAGCUGGGGGUGGAAACAUAACAUGAAAAGCCUGAUCUUUUGGGGGAAGAAAGUUUGUUGUUCAAGACCUCCCAAUCUUUAAUAGAGCGGCCUGAGUUUGUCAGAAUGUGGCUGAGUCCACCUGAAAAUAGCAUCCGUCUGGAAGUACCAGGGUGAAUGGGUGUGAAUAUAUACACACACAUGCAUGCACAUUCACACACAAUUUCUUUUUUUAAAAUAAUUUUUAUUGAAUGAUUUUAUGGUACAAAAAACAAUACAGCCAUACGACCACUAAAUAUAAUUAAGGAAUAAAAAUUACAUACAUCAAUAUUUAGUUUGUCAUUUGUUAUUUACCGUCUUAUUUCCUCCCAAACAUUCCAUACAAAAACACACAUAUGUGCAGACACCCCCACCCCCACACCCCCACACAAAAUGAUAAUAAUGAAAGUAAAUAUUUCCCCCCCUUUUAUCUUACAAAAUCUUUUCUUCAACUUUGACUUCCUGUCAAGUCCAUUUGCAUAUAUUUUAUCUUACAAUCGAAUGUACACAAAACAAUAAACCUUUCUAUAUAAAUUUUCCAAUACAUUCUGAAAACAUAAUAAAUCCUUAAUUGUUGUCCACCUCCUUUUAGUUCCUUUAUCACUCGAUGCUAGCACGGAGUCAAAACUAUUAUUGUAUUUUUGAACAUAUCUUCUAUAACCAUCCCAUUUUUCCGCAAAUUUUUGCUUUGAGAUUCUCCUGAGUUUGCUAGUCAACUGAGCCAUCUCCACCAAUUCCUGUAAUUUGAUUUGACAAUCUGUUAUUUUUGGAGCCUUGUGAUCUUUCCAUCCCUUGGCCACAAGUAUUCGAGCCGCUGCGGUUGCAUACAAGAAUACCUCUCUUAGAUUUUUUGGGAUCUCUUUAUCUAAAAUACUUAAUAGAAAUGCCUCCGGUUUUUUCGUAAAAGUUAUCCCCAUCAUCUUUUUAAAUUCAUCGUAUAUUCCCCCCCAAAAAAAUCUUAAUCUUUUCACACGUCCACCACAUGUGGAUCAUGUCACCGUUAUGUCACACACAAUUUCUAAAUGUUCUCCUUUCGCCUUUCAGACCAGCGCUGCAGCAUCUUCUAUGGCGCCCCAAACAAGCCUCAGUACGUGUCCGCCUUGUGCUCUGAAGACGUCUGCCAAUGCGCCGAAGGUGAGGUUGCCUGGGCGGCCUUCCACUGGGGGUGAUGGGAAAUCUGGAGCAUCCCUCCCGCAGCAAACACACCACCUCCUUCGUUUCGCCCCGAUGGUGGGUUGAGGUUCUCUAAGGCAAUGCGACCAUAAGGCUCUCGCUUGCUGGAUCCCAACAGCAGGAUCUGAGCGAUCCUGCACACACCUCUUCUUAGGCUGUGCUUCAAACCCCACCGACCUGGGAGUUGGAUGGAGAGAUGGUGCCAGUGUCUUUUUUCUCUCUUUUUCUCGUUUUUCAACUCUCAAAUUCAGCUUCUCUGCAUUUCUGGAGACAUUUGUGAGUAAACCACAGAGCCUAGGGCUUGCCGAUCAGAAGGUCGGCGGUUCGAAUCCCGCGAUGGGGUGAGCUCCCGUUGCUGGGUCCCUGCUCCUGCCAACCUAGCAGUUCGAAAGCACGUCAAAGUGCAAGUAGAUAAAUAGGUACCACUCCGGCGGGAAGGUAAAUGGCAUUUCGGUGCGCUGCUCUGGUUCGCCAGAAGCGGCUUAGUCAUGCUGGCCACAUGACCUGGAAGCUGUACGCCGGCUCCCUCAGCCAAUAAAGCGAGAUGAGCGCCGCAAUCCCAGAGUCGUCCGCAACUGGACCUAAUGGUCAGGGGUCCCUUUACCUUUACACACACACACACACACACACACACACACGAAAUCCUCAGGAAAUUUCUUCAGCAUACCAGGAAUCAGGAUUGUAUAAAAACACAAAUGUUAGUGAAAGUACCGUACACACACACAGAUACAAAAAUCACAUUAUUUUAGGGGGACUUGCUUUGCAAAAAUGGAUACGUUAGGAGAAAGCUACACUAAAAUGCUGAUCUAUUAUCAUGAGGGCUUUUAUUAUCUUUUUUUAUAUAAAAGAAACCAGCCGACUGAUGUGGAAAUGUGGAGAGUUUGAGAUGAGAAAAGUCAGGAACGAGGAGGAACUGGAAUGGACAGAUUUGCCCAUUGCUGGCCCCCGUUCUGUGCUCACUUUCCCUACACCUCUCCCAUUACAAACCUGGACUGCCUAAACUCCACCUCCCUGCCCACUUCUCUUGAAGCAUCUCAGCACCCAGCCUUGCACUAAUGCACCAUCCAUUCUUCCCUGCCAGGGGAUCGUAGUGUCAAGCUUGGAGAGUCCUCCCCUCAGUUCGGUAACUCCAUAGAUAAGAAUCAACGAGCAGUUGAUAGAUUUAUAGCCAGUGUGGUGCAGUGGUUAAAAGCGGUAGCCUCGUAAUCUGGGGAACCGGGUUCGCGUCUCCGCUCCUCCACAUGCAGUUGCUGGGUGACCUUGGGCUAGUCACACUUCAUUGAAGUCUCUCAGCCCCACUCACCUCACAGAGUGUGUGUUGUGGGGCAGGAAGGGAAAGGAGAAUGUGAGCCACUUUGAGACUCCUUAGGGUAGUGAUAAAGCGGGAUAUCAAAUCCAAACUCUUCUUCUUCUUUUAUUAAAGCUUCAUUUUGCGCUCACAAAAUACACAGCUGUCCGCAAGGAGGGCAGUUGCCUGCUCUGAAUUCGACUCCCGCAGCAAGGAGCGCACCAACAUGAAGUUCCUCCCCCUCUCUGCCUCCUUUGCUCUCUGAUACGUUCGGACCUCCGAGUCCGUGGGGAGGGGGGUUCCCCCACACUCCCAACUGAUGUGUCUCCCAACUGCCCCCUCUCUUCUGGGUCUCUUGCCAUUAUCUCGUAGCUGGGUAUCUCCUCCCUAAUCUGUUCAGCUUCUGUGUCUGUGUCUCUGUCUGCCUGUCUCUUCUGAAAACACUGGGGGGGGGGGCAAAUACUCCCCCUCCUCUUCUGAGAGAAGGUGGUCUGCCUGUGACUGCAUUCUCCCAUCUUCAGAUCAAAACCAUUCCCUGACGCCUAGGAAACCUGACCUUAUCUCCUCUCUCACUUGCACAGGUGCCUGUCCGCGUUUGAAGCGUACCCUUGACGAGGCCAUUACGGAGCAAGCACGCAUGGAGUUUGCAUGCUAUAGUCCCCGUGUGCAUUACGGUAAGGAGUUAGGGGAGGGAUCAGAGACCCUCCAGCCUCUCCAGCCCGGCUCUUUUGGCUCUUGCUCCACUGAUGUCUCACCAUCUCUAACCCCUAAUAAUAAUAAUAAUAAUAAUAAUAAUAAUAUUUAUUAUUUAUACCCCGCCCAUCUGGCUGGGCCUCCCCAGCCACUCUGGGCAGCUCACAACAGAAUAUUAAUAUACAAUAGUCCAUCAAACAAUAAAGCUUCCCUAAACAGGGCUGCCUUCAGAUGUCUUCUAAAAGUCUGGUAGUUGUUGUUCUCUUUGACACCUGGUGGGAGGGUGUUCCACAAGGCGGGUGCCACUACCGAGAAGGCCCUCUGCCUGGUUCCUUGUAACUUGGCUUCUCGCAGUGAAAGAACCGCCAGAAGGCCCUCGGCGCUGGACCUCAGUGUCCGGGCAGAACGAUGGGGGUGGAGACGCUCCUUCAGAUAUACUGGACCGAGGCUGUUUGGGGCUUUAAAGGUCAGCACCAACACUUUGAAUUGUGCUCAGAAACGUGCUGGGAGCCAAUGUAGGCCUUUCAGGACCGGUGUUAAUAUGGUCUUGGUGGCCGCUCUAAGUUACCAGUCUAGCUGCCACAUUCUGGCUUAGCUGUAGUUUCCGGGUUACCUUCAAAGCCUCUGUGAUGCAUAAUUUCAGACUUUGCAUCUUUUCUGCUCAUGGUUCACAUGCAGCUCUGUAGCCAACUUGCAGACCCAGCUGAGGUCUGACGUUUAUGUCUUUGUUGAAAAUAUUUGCAUUCUGCCCUCUGCCCUCUGAGAGAUUUCAGGGCGGUGGCGAACAACAUGAAAGUUGGAGAGUUUUUUGUUUGCCUGCUGUGCAUCUGUACACCUCUUAAAGUAUCGUAACCAAAUUUUGCACGGUGGUCCUUGAGAUCAAGCAGCAGAUUUCUUUCUGUGCUUGGAUGCAACAUUCUUGAAUCAACAAGACAGACUGAACCUUAAAAAAAUUGCAGUGGUUUUAAACUGCUGAUUUCAAAAUUGCACUGAUUCUAAAAACUGGUUUCAGAACUGCACUGAUUUUUUUAGACUUCGCAAACAACACCCGGGUUCAUGGCUGCUAAAGCCACAGCAUUAACAAGCAAAUGAGUUGACAGCUAAAAACUUAAAGGCCUGACACAAAAUGCAUGGGAAAAUAUAAAAUGACUUAACCAGGGACGGAGGGAGGUUUUUUUGGCACUAGGCAGACCUCUUUGGAAAUGGCAUUCCAUAUCGGAGUGGCCACCACUGAAAAUCCCUUUCCCUUUCCCUUCUUCAUACAUAGCACACAUGUUGUUUUUUAGUGGGAUUUCUUGCCCUUGGGUGAAAAUAAAUGUUUUAAUCCACUUUAACUGCAUAAACCUAAACUUCUGGUGUGUGACUAAAUUCCUCCUGCAAAUGAUUGAAUGUCUGGAGGUGCCCUUUGUUUCUUUAUUACUUUUAUAUGUUGGUUUUGGAGACUCGUUUUCUUCAUCAAGCAGUGUAUGGUCUGAAAUUAGCUCCUGUCUUGUGGGUUGCUGACAUGUACCUUCCUGGCUAUUGUCACUUUUCUCUGAGAGCCAGUAUGGUGUAGUGGUUAAGAGCGGCAGUCUCGUAAUCUGGGGUACUGGGUUCGCUUCUCCACUCCUCCACAUGCAGCUGCUGGGUGACCUUGGGCUAGUCACACUUCUUUGAAGUCUCUCAGCCUCACUCACCUCACAGAGUGUUUGUUGUGGGGGAGGAAGGGAAAAGGAGAAUGUUAGCCGCUUGGAGACUCCUUCGGGUAGUGAUAAAGUGGGAUAUCAAAUCCAAGCUCUUCUUCUUCUUCUUCUCUCCCACCUUCAGGGUUCCGAGUUCGAGUGGAGCGCGAGACCCAAGAAAGUGCCUUCCGCGUCUACGAAGUUAUCAUCCUGGAGCCCUUGCAGUACAGUGAGCAAUGCUUAUUUCAUUUUCUUAAGUUUACGAAUUGCUUCCUAGGAAAUACCUUGAAGCGAUUCAACCAUAAAGACGACGACAGCAACAACAACAAAACCUAAAAUAAUUUGACAUAUAAAAGCCAUUACAGCAAUUGCAUGUAUAAAAAACGGGUUCAGAUCCAACACAGACACCGGCUGGGCUAAAAAUCUCCACUUCAAUGGCUUGUUGGAAGCAGAAGGACAUCAACAGGAGUUGAAAAGGCAAUGGAGAUGGCGACAGCAGCGGAGGAGCGUAUGCCCCAAGGGCACAGAGGGCGCCCUCCGCAGGUCACAGUUCAGGAUUAGGAGAGGGACGGGAAGGGGCCACUAGGGGCGCAUCAGAAGAUGGCUGACAAUAACAUCUCUCCGACCCACACAAGGUAAUUUGGAGGCUGUGAUGGGAGUAAAUAGCCUCCCUACCCCCCCCCAGGAUUGUAGGGGGGGGACUGCCCUUGCCUGCUGUGCCCUAUACCACCCCCGAAUUUGUGGGGAUGGGGGCACUAGGCACAAUGCCCUCCUGUGGGAUUUCGGCGCUCCUGGACGCCGUCUCUGAUCCGCGCCCCUAGCUGCAAGAACUUCAAAAGAAACAAUUUGGAUGAAGCGAAUGUACAUAUUUCAAGGAAGGAGGGGGAGUAAAGACUGCUAACAGAAGAGAUCUCUGAUAAAACAAGACGAGUCGGAGGAACAAGUAUAAAUCAUGAGACGAUACGCCAAGACUCGGUAUGGCAAAGGGACUGAUGGGGGAGGGAGGGGAAAACUUUCCUUUCUUUCCUUUAUGUGAUUAAACAAGAAUCGCCCCCCUCACAAGUCAGAAAUGUCAUUUUAAGGACUUAAGCUGUGGAUUUAAGGCUGUGUGGAGAUAAACUUUCGAACCAAAGCAUGUUUUAAGAAGAGCGUGGAAUGUAUAAGGGCUUUGGAAUGACGCAGUUAAAAAUACCGUCGCCAUAUUGGGAAGUUCUGUCGGAGGACUUAAGUCUGGGAGGAGAAAUAGAGAAAUAGAGCUGUUUUUAUAUUGUGGGUGAAACUCCUCAGAGGGACUUAAGAACGACAGUUCUGUAAUUAAUGAUGGAAAGAGCGAUGUUAUCUAUGAAGGCGAUGAUAUAUGGAAACCAUCUCGAUUUGAGGAUUGGAAGAACGGAAAAAUUCACACAGGAUUAUUAUUGGUGUUUAUCGGCUUAAGGAGACUAUCAGAAGAUAUCAUAAAGAAAAAAGAGAAAAUAUAUGAACAAGAUGUGAUGUGGAAACAGCAAGAUAAGGCUGGAUAGAAUUAUGAACUUUGUUUGGACUGAUUUGGACAUUAACGCAGUAGCAAGAAGAUGAUCAGAAUCCCCCUUCGGAUCUUGAAAUAUGGGUCCCCUCAACAAAAUUUAAAAUUCAGCUUUGUAAAUCGGAAUUUAUGUGAUGUGAUUUGAUUUGAUUUGAUUGGCCGGUUAAUAAAAAUUAUUUAAAAAAAAAAAUAGGAGAGGGGCGGGAAACUGCUGCCCACACUCCUCCUGCUCCGGUCUGACCUGGCAUCAGAGGAGGUGCCUCGCAGCCAAGGAGGGUGGGCAGUAGCGCUGCCACCCACUGACCUGAUCUCCUUCCUUGGGUCAGGCGUGACCCGGGCCCCACGGAGCUGCGCCUCACCCCACAAGCGCCUCAGCCGAAGCACAGCUCCUCCUGAUGCAGAGUCAGGCCAUAGCUGUCAACUUUCAGAUUUGAAAAUAAGGGAUCAGCAGCUGCAGCUGUCCCGGGGACAGUCUACCGGAUAUCUAACAAUCCAGGAUAGCAGCGAGAAAUGGCACUGGAAUAAGGGAAUUUCCCGCAAAAAAAGGGAAGGUUGACAGCUAUGAUUCAGGCUCCAAUGAAAGAGCCUGCUGUGGGGGCGCAAACAGCAAAAUUGGGCCCGGGACCACGCCACCCACAGCUCCCCUCUGCUUGCUGCCGAUUCCAAAUUGCCCACUGAAGCCUUCUUAGAGGGGUAGUUGGUUGCAGACCCAUUUGCUAGGCUUUGCUCCUGUUGUCUGCCACCUGUAGCUGGUCCCCAACCCCAAAACAAAACCGUAGCUCAGGCGCCUGGAGUGCCACGUGUGCCCUCCGCCCAGGGGCGGGGCAAGCUGGGGCAGGGUGCGCUGCUUCGAGCCUCGCCAGCGCAACCCACCCCCCAGCUGUAGGGUGGCUGAGGGAGAGGCGGCGGGCGGAUGCAAUGGUACCUCGGGUUACAUACGCUUCAGGUUACAUACACUUCAGGUUACAGACUCCUUUAACCCAGAAAUAGUACCUCAGGUUAAGAACUUUGCUUCGGCAGCAGGAGGACCCAUUAGCUAAUGUGGGUUAAGAAUGGACCUCCAGAACGAAUUAAGUACUUAACCCGAGGUACCACUAUAAUAGUAAUAGUAAUAAUAAUAAUAAUAAUAAUAAUAAUAAUAAUUAUUAUUAUUAUUAUUUAUUUAUACCCCGCCCAUCUGGCUGGGCUUCCCCAGCCACUCUGGGCGGCUUCCAACAAAAUAUUAAAAUACAGUAAUGUAUCAAACAUUAAAAGCUUCCCUGCCGUUUUGGGCAGAGUGGAGCCUGCAGGUGGCCAAGCCGCCACGUCACAAAGCCCAUAGCCAUUUUGUCACCCCUUCAGGGAUGACACCCAGGGCGACCCGCACCCACCGCACCUCCCUUCCUACGCCACUGGAUGGCGAUGAUCUUAAAAAUAAAACAAAAUAAUUGUAAGUUUUUAUUGAGGCCUUUAUCCCACAAUGAAACUAACCUGACCUGUUCAGCUCAUUUUCUCUUAUAUUAUUCUCACUGCCCCCCCCCAUCACCCCCUGACUCCCAUUCUCUCUUCCUCUCCAGUCGCAGACGUUGGGAUCUCUGAGAACGAGAUCAGGCGCUUUGUGGUCCGUGCUGCCUGUCGGACUCGCUUGGUCACCGGCCAGGAGUAUCUGCUGAUGGGACGCGACGGGGAGACCCGGGAUGCCAAAGGACGGUAGGUUGAGGAGGGGAGGGGAAUCAGGUGUGCAGUGGGCUGGUUGGGGGGCGGGAGGAAGGCCCAGUAGGAACUGGUACCCAGAAACAGAGCUCACUGGCCUUCAGGGCUUUUUGAGAGAAGGGAGUUGAAAUAUACUCGGAGUCGAGAGUGGUUUUCAUGCUCUUUAUUCAGCUCAUAGUGGUGAGGAGGAACGAAAGUUCCCCCAGAAUAUCUGCUUUAUAUACAUUAUUUACACAAUGGGCCCCACAUAAUUGGCUAAUUCCGGGAUUCACCUGUAGGCCAAUCAGGUUGCGGAUUCUCUUCCACUUGGAGCUGGAUUGGGUGGCUCCUGUGGACCAAUCAGACUGCUGCCUUUUGGAUCCUAUUCAACUCAGUACAUAACACCAGUCAUGCUUUAGGGAUCAGCUGCUGAGACGGGGUGGCUAACUUGUGGCCCUUCGAGAGGUUAUUAGACUGCUGUUCCCAUCAGCCCCAGCAAGUCAGGAAUGAUGGGAAUUGUAGUCCAGCAACACCUGAUGGUCCACAAGUUCCCCAUCCUUGGGGCAACGGUCAGGCACUUGCUGAAGCAGAGAAGAAAAGAGGUGGGGCGCAAAUGUUUAAUGAUAACAAUGCCAGGGCCGAAAUUCAGAGGCAGUUUAGGAAGUUGCCUUAUGCUCAACCCAUCUAGCUCAGUAAUGUGGUUUUGGGUCCUCGUAUUUACGUGAUCUCCUCGCUGGCCCAAAUAGGACUAAUUUAGCCAGCUAGCCUUGGUGAUCAUCUAAUGUUUAUUGGAUGGAUUUCCCCCCUAAAUUGAUUUUUGAAUUCUGAAUUUAUUGUUAUUCACGUUUUAUACUGUAUUUUAUGCUGUUUUUUGUUGCAUCAAUUAAGUGUUUUAAAUUUGUUGUUAGCCGCCCUGAGUCCGGUUUUCUGAACUGGGAAGGGUGGGGUGUAAAUAAAAAUUUAUUAUUAUUAUUAUUAUUAUUAUUAUUACACAGACUGGCAGCAGCUCUCCAUGGUUUCAGGCAGGGGGCACUCCCAGCCUUCCCUGGAGGAUUCUGGGGACUGGAGAGCCAGUGUGGUGUUGUGGUUAAGAGCGGCAGUCUCGUAAUCUGGGGAACCGGGUUCGAUUCCCUGCUCCUCCACAUGCAGCUGCUGGGUGACCUUGGGCUAGUCCCACUUCUCUGAAGUCUCUCAGCCCCACUCAGCUCAUAGAAUGUUUGUUGUGGGGGAGGAAGGGAAAGGAGAAUGUUAGCCGCUUUGAGACUCCUUCGGGUAGUGAUAAAGGGGGAUAUCAAAUCCAAACUCCUCUUCUUCCUGUAUGCAAGGCAGAGGCUGUCCCGUUCAGCUACGGCCCUUCCCUCAAACGCUCCUUCUCUGUAAAUGCAGCUGUUUUGGAGCGCAUAUUUGCCAAGGCAGCUCCAAAUUAAACUCUCCUGCGUACAUUUUUUGUGGAAGGGGGUGAAUAUGCCUGGCUUUUUACACGCUGACCCGUCUUCUCCGCAGCCCCCAGUACCUGAUGGAUAUGAAUUCCUGGAUUGAGGAGCUGCCCAAGUCCCAGAGCUGCCGAGCCACGCAGCACCGCAACACCUGCUCCCAGCUCCAGUCAUUCAUCUCUUCCUUUGCCAUCAGCGGCUGCCGGGUCUAAGCCACAGAAGGGGCUUCAUGUCUCCUGCGCCCCCCCCCCCCCCCAUUUAGAUGCACCAGAACUCUGGCCUCUGCAGCGGAGUCGCUUCCAAGUACGAUAUAUCAGCUCUGCUACAUUUGGGAGGGGGCCUCGCUCACCCUGCUGACGGGGGACCCCUGCGCCUGAGAGUGUGCCUGGCCUUUUUAAUGCUUUUAACGAGAUUCUGGCUGCUAAUUUCUAGGGAGCCCACAGAGCCACUUAGAAAUAACAGGAAUAUGUGGCCAAAAUGGCAGACGGCUGCCUACAGUGUGUGUCUUUAAAAUCGGUGUCUGUUCCAUAGGAACAGGAAAAUGUAUGCCCAGAGCAUAUUUGAACAAAACGGGCAUUCUCACCUGAAUUUAAAACGACAGUUUUUCUUUGCAUAACAUCAGCUACGUUUACAAGUUCAAACAGCAAUUUCUGUCUGCGAAUGAUGACGAGGGGUAGCCAUUAGCCGAAUGAGAAAUACCGGCCUAGUCCUGUCCAAAAAGCUCUCGGCAUUAACCUUUUUUAUUUUAGGUUUCGCCUGCAGCACCUUACAAUGUAUUUGCACUGUUCAAAUGGCAAUUUUAUUCAUUAAAAAGAAAGCGUUGCUUCCUGGUUUUGUUUCCUCUGCCUGUUAAUUCUUUCUGCUGCCAUCUUGAGUCUUGAGGGGUCACCAGGCUCAGGAGUAAUGGAGUGUCCGGCUGAGGUGGACAAGGAGGGGAAACAGGAGGACGACAUGUGGCAGGCUGAGCUUCAGGAGGUGGGUACUUCACCCUCCCAGGAUACGGAUGCCCCGGCUGGAGAAGCAGAACUCCCAUCUCUCCUCCCGCAGACUGACCCCCAGACUCAUAAGAAACUGAUAACACAAGGUUAUGUUUUGCCUGUCGUUGCACCCAACGUGUCCAUGGCUAGUUGUAUUUAGAGUGGGUCCAUUUAAGUUAAUAGAAGCAAUUAAUUUUGGCCAACCCGUUUGUUCAAACACACAGGUUAUGCCAAUUCAAAGUGCUUCACUACUAAGCCAAAGAUAUUAGGUAGACAGAGGAACGAGUAUCAUAGCAUUGUAGAGCUGGAGGGACUCCAAGGGUCAACUCUAUGAUACUAGGUUUACGAACCAUACCAUAGCUGUCAACUUAAGGGAGAUUCCCUUAUUCUAAAUAGGAUUCCUCGCAAGAAAAGGGAAAAGUUGACAGCUAUGAACCAUACUGAACAUGGGUUUAAAAACAAUACAAAUAAAAAGCCAAGGUAUGUAUGUAUGUAUGUAUUUAAAUUUCUAUACCAUCUUUCAUCUGAGGAUCAGAGGGUGUUUUACC